Cinara cedri is the source of this 49925-nucleotide messenger RNA. The record is from the annotation of a GenBank genome assembly. NCBI's taxonomy places the organism in Eukaryota, Metazoa, Arthropoda, Insecta, Hemiptera, Aphididae.
AUGACGUGGCAGUUUAACCAAUGGUUAACAGUUGUUGGCAACCAUGUACGAAAUGCAUACCGUGCCCUAUGACCGUAAAAUGGCUGGUCCCCGUUCAUACAAAAUAAAAUAACCAUCAUAAUACAUUGAUAACCACAUAUUCGAAUAAUAUUCUCUUUAUUAUAACCGCAAUAGCUGCACGAUACUAAUUAAUUUUUAACUUCAUAAAGUUUGUAAAUUAAAAUUUUAGUGUAUUAGUUGUUUUGUAAUUCAUUAAAAACCGUUUUGAAGUAAGUAAUUUUUUUAUUUUCAGUAUCAUUUGACUAAUGCUAUAGAUACAGCGGUUACAGUUAAAACAUAAUUAAGGUGAGUUUAGACAGAUGUUUGUUAGUAUUUAUAAAUUAAUGGAUACGAUCGGUUUCAGUGAUCCACAUGAUUUACAUUUAAUUAAAAUCGGUUUUUGAAUUUAACUAAAAUUGGCGCUUGAUAUGUGGUAUACCCAGUGACCUGGUUCGGUAGGACAUGAUCUUUGGUUCUGUUUACCAGAAAAUGUCUUGUAACCACCGUACAACACAACUGUGGUUAUGGGUUACACGAUAGAUAUCAUUACGGGUACCAAUGUCGGUUUCGAAUUUGUUUGAACAUGAAACGUCUAAUCAUUUUUAGCAUAGAAAAACUGAUUUGCUGAAAUUAGUGAAACAUAACUAAAUUUAAUUUGUAUGAUAUUCGUUUUAUUGAUUGUACAUCUGCCUACAUUUAGUAUUUUUAUAAUAUACAGAUAUGAAAAUGUUUCGGAAAUCAUUACUGCCAACGCGUUUAAAUGAUGUAUUUUAAUAGAUAGAUUAAAUAAGCUAUCUAGUAAUUCGAAACCGAACACGAAUUUAAAUUGAAUUAAAUAGGUGAUUGGUUUCCCUAAAUUAAUUAAUUUCAACUAUUGUAAUUUUGACUAACAUAGGUAUAAAUUUAAUAAUUUCUAGAAGUAUAUAAAUAUUUAAUCAACAAUCAUUGUUUUGAUUUAUACAUUUUCUUUAUACUUGUCCCAAAUAUUUAUUUCAACGAUUAAAUAACAAAUCAAAACUAUUUUAUUACAUUCAGUAACAUUUACUGUUUUUUACAGUUAUUAAUUUGUUUUUAGUAUUUACCCAUAUAAUUUACAUUUCACUUAUGUGAAUGUAAUUUCAUAUUAUUCAACAUUAGAAUAGUUAACUUCUACAAUACUUUUAAAAUAAAUAUUUGUUCAAAUGUUUAAGAAUUAUGUUCACAUGAAAAAUAUAAUUUAUACACAUUAUACUGUUCAUGCUUAACAAUAUAAAAAUUAACACUUAUUUGAAGAUUGUGUAACCAUAUUUUGCUUUUUUUUUAAUGAAUUGUUUGUGUAUACGAGUGUCAAAAGUAUGUGUGAGAUUUUUGACACUCGUGUACACUCAGAGAUUUUUGACACUCAUAUACACUUAGAGAUUUUUGGGGUUAGAAUUUGUGUUUAUCAAGGUUUGGCAUUCAAGUAGCUACCUGUAUUCUUAUCCCUCCUACAGGGAUAUUACAUUUGUAUAUUUUCAAAAUUAAAUUAUAAGUCAACCGACAUGUUUUAUUAUUAAUGGGUAAUAUGUUAUAUGUUAUUCAAUUUUAUCUGAAAAAAAAAAAAGGAAAUAAAUAUAUUUAUUUAAUGCUCCUAUUGUUAAAUGUAUGUACCAAUUUUUGAAAUUCACCUAUUCACCAAUUAAUAUACAAUAUAUUAGUUAUUUUGAGUUAUAAUUGAUUUUUUUUUUUUUUUUAAUAGAUUUAAAAUACUGCCUUCAUACCUACCUACCAGGUAUUUAAAUAUUCAGCCAAACAAAAUUUCACUGCAGAUUCAAUUUAUGGGUACGUAACAUAUUAUGGUGUAAAUCAGUGGUCUUCAACCGAUGGAUCGUGAUCUAUUUUCGGGUCGCGUAAGCUUAAAAAUUGGGUUAUGAUAAGUUUUCUUUUUAAAUUAAAAAUUAAGUUUAUACAAUUAUAUAAGGUAUACAAAUAAUUGUUUAAUUAUUAAACUCAGAAAAUUAAUAAAUGAAAAUACAGUUUGAAAAUUAUUGUAAUAUAUUAUGUAUAAACAAUAUUAUAUCAUUUAUUUUCAAAAAUAUAAUAGUAUAAUGGAUUUCAAAUCACAGUAUAUGUUUCAUAUACUGGUAUGAUUCUAUGUAGUAUGACAUUAAAUAUAAUAAUUUACGAGUAAACCGGGCAAAUAAUAAAAUAAAUAUAUUAUAUUAUUAUCGUUAAAGAGUCCCAUAAUCUACGAACUUUGUCGAUGUUGUCGCUGUGUUUAAAGACGAAUAAAUGUUAGUCGCGUUAUUAUUGUAGUCAUAUUUACAGUUAUGUUGAAAAGUUUUUUUUUAUUUUUAUUUAUUCAGUUAUAACAGUACUACUACAAAAUAUUAAGUAAUUUUAGAUUUUUAUUUUUUUAUUUUUUUACAAACAUUUUUCUUUAUGUAUGCCUUAUGUGGGUCGCGAAUAAUGUACGCCUAAAAAAGUGGAUUGUGAGUCCAAAAAAGUUGAAGACCACUGUUGUAAAUGAAUUCAUAAGAUACUUAUACUGGCUAUACUUGUCGUAAAAAAUGAUUAAUUAAGUUAGGCAUGAGACCCUCGUUAACUUUUUUCUGAGGUCUUCCGAAUAUAUAUAAUGGUAUUUAAAAUUAUUAUUUUUAAACUGUAAUAAAUAAAAGUAUUAAUUUUAUGCUUUUGAAAUGGUUACUAUUACAUAUAUUGAAUACUAUUAGAUUAUGACAAAUAGUCUAGUUAUGGUUUCUAGUGCAGUUCGUUUUGAAACAUACCAACAUGCAGACAUCGUUUAACAACUUAUAAUAAUAAUAAUAAUAAUAGGUUUAUUUUGCAAUAUACAAAAAUAUUCAAUUAUUUAUUCUUUAAUUACAGGUAAAAUUCAAUUUCAAAAUAAUUCCACUCCUACUAUAAGUAUGACUUGACGAUUUGUAUUGGAGGUGUAGUUCUUAAACUAAAGUUAUACAUUACAAUGUAAAAUAGUUAAUGUGGUUUAUAAUAGAAAACAGUUUAAUAAAUAGGUAAUAGGUAAUAGGUAGUAAUAAUAAUACAGCAAGUAAAUGACAUUAAUGGUUAGUUAAUAAAAUAAUAAUUUUAAAGUUUAAAUUUUAAGAAUAUCAACAUCAAAUAUGAAAGUGGAUAUGAACAAAUUAGCGUAAAAUAGUCAACCUCAAAAAUCAUAUUAUAAAUGAGUGGGGGAGUUCAUAAUAAAUUCACAAUAAAAUCAAUAUUAUCAAUAUCAUCAAUAUUUAUAAAAAAAUAUUAAAUUUAUAUAAAUCAAUUACACAACUAUUAAUUUUCCGGGGGGGAAGGUGAAUUCCAAACCCUCCCCCCCUUGUAUACGUGUCUGUUUAUAUUUUUAUUUCACUCAAGAAUUGAUUUUUUUUAAUUCUCUCUACAUGUGUAUUUUAUUCAAAAUUAAUUAACAAUGAAAAUUAAGCAAUGAAACUCAUGAUUUUGAUAACCAUAAAUAUAUUAGUAUUUAAAACUGAUAGAAAUAUGGCCCGUGUAAGUUAGAAGGUUGCCUACCAUUGAUGUAAUUGAUUUCAUACACAAGUUACGUAAUUAGAAAAAUAAGACUCCAUUUAUUAAAUGUAAUGCAAUAUGAAUUCAAAACUGGAUUACUAUUUUUUGUUUUAAAUACCCCGACUAAGAAUGAUUAUUUUCCCAACAAUUAUCUUCUGAAUCUCCCAAUUUUUGACGAUCACAGAUAAUAUGUGUUAAAUCUCAAAUCUCAAUCGCUUAUCAAAUUCUUUUCCAAUAUCCUUAUAAGUAAAAUUGACCCAUCUAGAUACACUUAUGUUUUUUUUUUUUUAUUUCUAAGAAAAACAAUAAUUUACUAUGUAAAGAUUACAUAGGUUAGUAAUAAUGUUUCUUUAAAAUGUGUUAUAAUAUAUUUUAAGUGUGAACAUCAUUUAACUAUUACAAAAUAAAAUGUAUUAUAUUUUCAUGUAGGUUUUUAUAUUUUGUAAUGAUAAUUUCAUUUUUAAAGUUAAACAAAGAAGAACAAAUUAAUACAUAAUAUUCUUAUGUUCAGUAGAUUUUUUUAUACCUUUGGUAGGUAGAUUUGGUGUUAUAGGUCUAUUCUGAAUAUGCAGAAUGUGUAUCUAUCUAUUACCCCUCAUAGUUUAUUUUUAUAAUUUCCAUUGCAUACAAUUAUUCCAAGUUUUAAACAAAUUAUGGAAAUAUUUAAAACCUUAGGUGGGUCACUGUUUUAAAUAGACUGUGAAGUUACCUAACUUUACUGUUUUUUAUUCGUGUUUAUUAUCAUAAGUGGGUGUAAAUUGUCGUCAAUAAAAAAUUAAUGUGAAAUCCAAACAGAAUGAUGCAACAUAAUUUAAACUAUUUUUUUAAAAUUUAAUUCAUAAUGAAUUGUAAACUUUUUAAACAAUUGAUGUAAAGAAUUAAAAUGUAUAACUUAUGUCGAAAAAUAGGUACCUACAAUUUUUAUUUAUUAGCUAUACACAACAUCUCUAAGAAAUGUGUACCUAAGCGGGGCGGUAGGUAGGUGAUUAUAUUAUUAUAUUAUUCAGGUACUUGUAUAAUAUUAAUUUUAAUCGUGUCAAAUUAAAUUUAAUAUUACACUUUAAACAGAAAACUCAAGAACUGGGCAAUAAAGAUAAUGACAAUAGUGUAAUCAGAGAAUUGUUAACGUUUCAGAUUGAACCGCCAUCAUACGCCAAAUGAAGAAUUGUUUUUACACAUAGAUGGCGAUAGACGAUAUACGGGAACGAUAGCGGCACAUAGAUUGCAGCAUGUAUCACGAUUCCGCCUUCGGAAUGCUAAAUAAAAUUGUUUAAUUUUUACCGUGAGUUGUUUUCAAACGUUACUUUACUAUUAUUUGAUGUUCGACUAGGUCUCGCGAUUAUUGUACGUUCCUCGACCCGAUAUUGUAUUUAUAUUAUUUUUAUCUUGUACGGAUUUUAACGUUGAACGCCGUAAAACAACGGGUGCGUGUAGGUACGUGUCGCGGCCCUUCAGCAGAGGGACGGAAGGAGCGCACCGUCGUCCGCGUGCCGUGCGAUUUAUUUCCGACCGUAGAGCCGCGUGUGUAUGCGUGCCAGCGGCGUACAUAAUGAUAACAAUAAAUGUAAUGCUUUUUCAGAUAUCGGAUUAUUAUUAACGUGAAAUAUGAACGCCGCCGUCGGUCGAGAAUCGGAAAUAAUCGGUCCGAGGGCCGCUGUUUACGCAAUAACGGCGACAACUGCCGUAUAACGCGUACACCACCGCGACGUUGUUGUUUUUGCUAUCGUUAUUGCCACGUUUAGCAAAAUAUUAUUGUCGUGGCAUAACAAUAGCAAUAAUAAUAAUGUUUGCGCCAUGUUCGGUGUAUAAAGCGAACGCGCACGGCCUAGCGGUGCCGGGCGUCGUACCCUCCGUCGCUGCGCGCGCUCUUCGGACGGCCGCGUGCCGCUGAGAGCGACUUACCAGAGCCCGCGUGCGAUUCUGUUUCUAAGUCCUGGGUGCACCACAACGUCGCCGACGUUGCGGCAGGUCACGAUCGCGUCAACGGCCUGCCCGCCCCGAGUGUCACGGCCCGCACCACCCGCUCGCCCGCCCGUACCUAACUCGACCUUACUUCCCCGGCUUCCUCCCGGGCGCACUUCACAAUCGCCGUCGCCGCCACCCCGCUUCCCCCGGUUUCACGACCCGCCCCCCGCACCUGUCCGGUUUGCCCGCGCGUCGUGCGGCCGCAGUUGUAUAAUACACUCGCGUGUAGGAAAAAAAAAAAAAAAAAAUAAACUAAAUACAAAAAACAAUAAUAGUAUGUGUGCAUAGGUACACUGCAUUAUCGUGUACACCCCUCGGUACCACGGCGCGCGCGUUGUCUUGAUAACUCGUAGUGUAGCUCCGCGCGGUACAAUAACCCCGCGACAGCCGCCGCCGUUGCACCCGGUACACCCAGUGAGUUUGCCGUUCCCCGCCCCGCCGCCAUUGCCAUUGUUUUCCCGUUCCGUCGUCACCGUAAACGGUGUAGAAAACCCACACUCCUCCGUUGUCGUGUUGCGUUUUUACCCGUGGGUAGUCGGAGAAUUUGUACGCGAUCCCGGAAUUUCGAUUUCAAACUUUUGAUCUCCGCGUUUCGUAAACAUAAAAUCCGAAAAUCACGCGCAACACAGGUACCAUAACAUUUCUGAGAAUUCACGACAAAUGGUGAACGGUGAAUUCUGGUAUUACAUUAUAAAUAUUAUACCCGUACAAAAAAAUGGCUUUCGUAAUUUUAAGUUAUCGCGGUUAACGUAACAAUGUAAAUUCGAAAGAGACUAAAAUACAUUGAAGUAUUCGUCUUCUAAUUAACACCGGUGUGUUAAACAAAUAAGUGUAAACCUGCAUGCGCGGCAAUUUUGGCCGUUUUCGAUUUUCGGAAUAUUAGUGAAAUAAUAUGAUUUGUCACAGAGCAAUACAUCCGAUGUUUAAUUGUUGGUUAUAGCGUCGCUUUCGUUAGAGUGAAAAAAAAAAUGUAGAUCUCUCGGUACGUUCCGAAUAUAGAAUUGAACAUUCAAUACUGACACAACUCCUGUGAUGACGAGACUAAUAAUAUUAACUUAGAGAAUUGUUGCUAUUCUACCGAUACCGAUACCGCGAAAGUGCCGAAUGUUGAAUCGUGACGGUCUUGUUCUAAGGGUGCGGGGAAAAUUGAAAAUUGAAUUUCGCGGCAAUCACGAUUAUAGGUAGGUUAGGCUGACCAGUGGCGGUACUAGGACGUUUCUUCGGGAGGAGAGGAUAAUACGAAUAUUUAUUAAACAUACCAAGAAAAAAUGUAACCGUGUAUCUCGCAGUCGCCGCCGUGUAUAAAAAUAAUGCAAACUAAUCCGAUGGAAUAUUUUGAUUAUUUUCAGCGAUUCCUCGUCAAAAUUAAAUAAUGUUUACGAUUUUCAAGAUUGAGCGGAAUAUUUUUUUUAUAUUCUUUUAUCUAUAUCAAGAUAUUUUUUUCUGGUAUACCGGUUUGUCCAAGUUUCCGUUUGAGCAUAGCGUGUAUGUCGUUCGGAUUGGAAAUUCGAAGGAUUGAAAUAAAUUACCGCGAUGUUGGGUGGUGAUCUUUUCUUAGCGGCAGCGACUUGUCUUAGAUUGCCUGAUACGAUACCGUCCUUUAAAAGGAAAGUACACUAUCAUUUUCACUGUAGUUUAGUAUCAUAAGUAUUAAAUAUUCAUAUAUUAGUCGCGGUGAACAUGAAAGACGUCGCAAAAAAAGAAAAAUGUUUAAUAAUAUAUGUAGAGUUAUUUUAAAAUUACACUUUAUUUUUUGUUUUCCAAAUGUGACGUAACGUCAAACAACUCGUCCUUAUUUGAUUUAGCGUAGCUAGAAACGUGUGAAGAAUACGGUUUUACUACGAUGUGUGCUUUUUUCUCUGUUUAAAUAAUUCUUUACCAGAAAUAUUGCUAUAAACUUGCUGAUCAUCGACUUAAGGGUUAAUUUCUGGUAGACAAUUUUAUCUAGUUAAUGUGUGUUUUGUUAAAUUCACCGAAUCGGUCAAAUAUUGAAAAUUAAAUGUAUAGAAAGAUAUUCAGGACGUUUCUUGAUGUAAAGCCUUCAUACGAAAUGAUAUGUACCUAUUUAACGUUUAAACGCUUAUUGACGUCAAAAUGGAAAAGUGACGUGACAUCUAUUUGAAUAUGUACAUUUUACAGGAAAUACUAUGGGAUAUGUAUUUUUAGGUUUAAAACUUAAAAUGCAAACAAAAACCAGAGGUAGAAAAAAAAUCCGAAAAAUCAUUUAGAUCAUUUAGAUCCGAGACUGGUAGUGUACCUUUUGAUAUUUUCGGUUCUGGUUCCGGUUAAUGCCGGUUCUGAAUUCAUUCCAAAUAUUUUUUUUUUUUUUUCAUAUUUUUCAGUAUCUAUGCCAAUAUGCCAAGUACAGUUCUAGUGUGUUUUACUGCUCUUUAUUCAGUACUUAUUAUUAAUGUAGGUACAAAUACACAUUUGGACUAAAAUGAUCAAUAAAUGUUCAAGAUUUCACAAUGAAAUUUAGUUUUUAUUUGAUAAAUAUCCAAUGAAAUAAUAGAUGUAUAAUACUAUUUAUAGGUACAAUUUUUCACUGAGUGAAUUAUAAUGAUCUUGCCUAUAUUUUAUAAUUACAUUUAUUAGAAGAAGAAAAACUAUAUUAAUUAAAUUAAUUUUAUAAAAAUAUAGACAAGAUUUGAUAUAUUAAACACAUUAUUUAAAAAAUAUAUAAAUAAUAAUAUAUAUACAACGAAAUAAACCCAUUUAAAUAUGUUCGAAUAACCGAAACCCUUAUUUUUUAACGAUAAAUACCUGGUCUCAUAAUAAUCACGCUAUUUCGUUUUGAGUGACACAAUUCCGUACAAUAUACCUUUUUACUUACCCAAUUCCGCACAUUUUCAUAAUGCAAACGAUUUUUUUUAUCUGUCUGUAAUGUAACACGUUUCUGCAUAAAAAUGUUUGUGACGUUUAUGAUAAAAAAAUAUACAUAAUAAUAUAAAUAAAUAAAAAAAUUUUAACUAUGUUGGGAGUACAGGAAGUUUUCUUCGUUGAUCAUACAUUGCUUUUCUUACUGAUUUAAUGUCAUGGUAUCUUAUUACCGAUGAUUCUGGAGUUUGGAGUAACUCUGUCCGAAUAAUUUUGAUAGGUUUACUAGAAACUUGUUACUCUUCUCGUCUCCUACAAUUUUUUCCGAGUACUUGUUUUUCUAUUUUGUUAGGAGUAUCAGCCAGAUGAUUAUGAACACCUAUUGAGUCCUAAAAUAUUUUUUUUUCUGAAUUUCAAAAAAUAAACGCAGUACAAUUGUUGUCAGAAGAGCAGCACCACUUUAAAAGUUGAUCGCAUUUACGAACAUUGACAAAUCUAUGUUUAUAACCAUUAACAACAGCUAAUUCCUUAUUUUUCUCUGACACAAUAAUUCGAAUUUUUUAAUUUAUAAAUUCGCAUGGAACAAACUUUAUAAAGAGUAAAUCACAAAGGUAACUGAUGAGUCCCGAUAAAAAAAUAUAAAUUGUAGAAUGUAGACUAUAAUCUGUACUAUAGAUAAGCUAGAAUUUGGUUAAAACCAAAAUAAUAAUUUUAAAAUACAAUUGGUUCAAAACAAAUAAGUUUUGUGCGGAAUCGUGUUGUGAAAAGGUAUAUGCGGAAUCGUGAAUCGCCGAUUUAAAUUCGGUGCCGGUUCGACUUAAUGGUUUUUGGGUUCCAGAACAGGUUUUUUUUUCGGUUUAGUUCGGUUCUAGUCUCCGGUCCAGACACCCCACCGAGUACACAUUUACUAGUUUUCUCAUUCGUUUCGGAAACUGCUUAUAUAAUAUAUCUUUUAAAAAAUGAGGUUUAUUAAAAAAAAAAAAGGUUGUUAUAUCUACUUAAUAAAUAUAGGUUCGCGGAUGCUGAAAGACCUUUAAUUUAAUAUAAUAUUUAUAACAAUACGAUCCAUAAAACUAAAUUUUCACACAAAGUUCCACUUGUAUUAGUCACUGGUCGCACGCAUCGCCGGUCCCAGUCCGUUUUAGUUAUGCUACUACACGCAGAUAAAAUCGUGUGGGGUGUGAACACACAAUAAUAUUUAAAUCGUACGUUUCAAAGUCACCGUAUCUAAAACGUGUACAUCCGAAACGUCCCGCCUAUAUGGUAGCAUGAUUUUCGGGUUUUCGAUUGUAUCCACUAUACAAUUCUAAUUUAUAAAGUUUCUUUUUGCCGUGUUAAAAUCAAAUGCGUCUAAAAACGUAUUCACACAAACCUGUUGCCGGGUCAGUAGGUCAAUUCUAUCGACUUUAUCCGGCACAUUUUGUAAAAUUCAUCCUCUCGUACGGCCGACAUAUCAAUUAUUGAUUACGUCGUUAUCGGCUAUAACCUAUAUAAUAAUAUCCUUUAGCAUCACGUUUGGUGAUAUAUUAUGUAUUAUUGUUAUAACAUUGGUACGCGUUUCAAUUUCGGCCUGUUCGAUUUUAGAACAGUCAUAAUAUUUUAAUAGGUGAUGCAUUAUAAUGUCGAUAAUAAUUCGUGGGUAUUUAAAAUAGUGCGGCACAAUCACGGAACAGGCGAAAACCUUUAAUAAUGUGUACAUUUAAAAUGUUAUCUUCUUGGUGGUACAUAUCUAUAAAUAUAAUAUUAUAUUCUAAUUUUAUGUCGUUCUAAUCCACAAGCCAUUAGAAUCACUUUAACUGGGGACGGGACGUAAAUAAUAAAAAAUUAUAAUAUACUUUUAGCUCUCAUAUACAACGUGUUAUUUUUGAAUUUUGUUAAUAACACCGUGUAUAUUCGUUAGCUACUAGUAUGUUUAACCUAACCGGUAUUAUGCAUUACAUUGCACUAUCGUACUGGCCAGUCGAAUUUUUUUUUUUUAGUUUUAACUACCGGCAUACUAUUUUUAUCAUCAUGUAAUAACAUAUUGGUACACCUACUAUCGUGUAAUAAGUUCAUUAUCACGAAGGCAUAUAAUGCUUAUUUUUAGAUUUCAUAAAUAAUUAGAAAGCUUUAAAAUAUUAAAAAAUAUUGUGUUUUCCUGGAAAACGCAUUUUACUGUACCACGCCGCAGACGGUAAACCAUAUUAUUAAAAUUAUUAAUGAUAAUUUAUCGUGUCACGGUUAUAGAAUAAUGUGAUAUGCUUCAAAAAAAAAAACUACUGGGUUGAUACUGCUGAUGGGUGUGCUACUGUUUUAGGAGGAAGUGGAAAGGGAUUAUGUAUAGAGUAAUUAAAUUUUUAACUGACAAUUCAUUUCUAAUGAAAAAUGAUUCAGAGCAGAGGAUUAUUAGUCGUAUUUUUCCAUUUUUACCAAGGUAAUCCAGAAAUCAACACAAAUUAUACGACAAAUUGUCAGUUUUUCCAUUUUAUAAGAAAAAAAAAUGACCUACGCAAUGCAUUAACUAGAUAAAAAAUGGUACAAAAAGUUCUUUUAAUGUUUUUGGUUGGAGCAAGAUUUCUGAAAGAAAAUUUUUUUUUACCGACGCAAAAUAAUGUAUUUGGGAUAUAAAAAUUGAAAUCUCAUAUAAGGAAAUUGUAUGUACGAUAAGUUUUUUCGCGUGUUGUAUCGAUUGAUUUAGUUUAACAUAGUAUCAUGGUGAUUAUUACACGGGACAAAUUACGAUGGGUUCGGUUUCUUUAAAAUAAUAUUAUAUUAUAUUGUGUGUGUAUAUUUAGAGGAAUGUCAAGGACAUUUGUGCCAUCUUUGUCCGUCGCGUUUCUAUCUCGCCUGCAGGCUGCUGCAGCAAGUUGUGCAUGUUUGCCAAUAAAACAUAAUAUUAUACCUACACCGUAUCGACCUUGUGGCACAGUCAACUCCAUCGAUUUGGCUAUACAAUAAACUACUGAAUUUUACCACUAGAGUUUUAUAGGAUCUUAUUAGGAUAAUUAAGUACUUAUUUGGUAGAUAUUUCAUCUGCAUAAAAUGUGCACGUAUAAGCACUAUAGCCAGUCUAAGAUAAUAUAAUUAUUAAAAAAUGUAUUGUUCGAUAUCUGCAGUAAUAUAAGUGCUAUGGACAACCGUCUAAUUAGUAUUUUUACUUUGUGAAGACAUUUAGUAAAUUCGAUAAUGUGACAUUCGAAUAAAUACUGUAAAUAAACGAAUUUAACUGUAAUAAAACUCACAGCCGUGUAUGUUUUUACCUAAAUCAAUUAAUAAUAAUUUCGUACCGAAAAUAACAGAAUACAAAUAUUUUAAAUCGAUUCACUCUGUAUAAACUACAAUUUAUUUUUCUGUCAAAAUUACGUUAUUUUGAAUCGAAUAACAAAAAAAAAAAAAAACAACCUUGAGAUAUUUUACGUUUUAUUUAAGCUAACUCAAAUUUAAGCGAUCAACAACAUAAUAAUAUAGUCUAAUCGAUAAAUGCGUAAAUAUAUUUUAAAACAGGUUUUUGAUCUUUUUGCAAUUCAUAUUUUUACUACAUAGGUAUGUAGGUGCAUACUUAAAAAAAUGACCCCAUUGUCUUUAGUGGAUUAUGAAGAAAAAAAAAUCUGCUUGUAUAAUUACUUUAAAUCGAUUUGAGUUAGACAAAAAAAUGUACCUGUAGAGACAAAAUUAUACAUUUUAAUUAUUAUUAUUAUUAUACGUAUACUAUUAUUUGUUAAUUCAUUUUUUUAGUUUAUACAAAGUUUAUAAUAAAAUAAUUACAACACAAACAGAUUAGUGAUUACUUAAUUUAAAUGUUAAAUAUUUUACAAUUAUAAUAUAAUGUAUAGAAAUUAAUACAUUUCGAUGGUACUUAAUCCUCUUAAAAUUGAUGACGUUUAAAAAUAUAUCAUGUACAGAAUUAAAAUUAAAAGUUGAUAUAUUAUUAUAUUUGUUUAAAAUUAAGCUUCAGAUAAUAAUACCUACACUUUUACAAUAGUAUAUAAAUACUUAAAAUAUCACGUUCGGGUUUAUUAUAAUAAAAUCAUGUUUUUCUGCGAACAAAAAAUACAAAGCGUACCCUGUACCUAUGUAUAAUAUAAUCGUAUUUAAUACUUGUAUAUUUUAUUCGGGGACAAAUUUAUUCUGACAGAGAUGAAAAGUAUAGGUAUAUCAACUAAAUAUACAUAUACUACGUAGCUCGACAUAAUCGAAUACACCUACCUAUACUCAAUACUCAUGUAUAAUAUAAUUCUAAAAAAAAAGGGUAUAGGGACUAAGAAUUUAUCUAAUUUAAAUAAUUUCGUUCCUUGGUUUUGUUGUUUAAAUCGGUGUAAUGCAUAUUAUGAUACAAAACUCACGUUCGUUUCCAAUUCGCAUAAAUUAUUUUAAUAUUUGAUGAAUAAAUAUAUAUUAUAAUAUUAUUAUCAUUCACCGAAGUUUAAGAUAAAAUACAUUGUUUCUUGUGUUUUUUUUAUGAGGUUGUCAUGGAAAAAAAAAGUGAUCUGAUAUCGGAUUUUAAACUACAUAAUAUAUUAUAUUAUAUAAUAUAUUGUUUUAGUCGAUUUUUAAUAGAGGUCACAGCUGUAUUAGUAAUUGUCGUCGGAUAAUAUCUAUGUAGAAUAUUUGAAUAAUGUCGGACAAUACGAUUUCUAUUGGUUUAAAAAAAUAUUGAAUGAUGUAGGUACGUGUUGCAAUGUCGAAAAAACUCAUACCUCUUAAUUUAAAAGUCGUACCUAUUUCAAUUUGAAAUUAUCUUAUGUGAAAUUAUAUUAUGUGACAUAUUGUGUGAUAAAAACAAAAAUUAACUAGGUAGGUAUCUACAAUAUGUAUUAUUAGUUAUAUAGUUUCGAGGUUGUGAGAUAUAACGUAUUUUUAUUUUUACAAAAUGUAAGUACAAUGCAGAUUAGAGUCGGUUUGAUAAUUUUUUGAUAUUUUUAUAUAAAUAGCAUAACGCAUUAUAGGUUCUGAGAGAAUAGAAGGAUCUAUUUAUUUUGUAUUAUUAUGAUGUGGUUUUUUUUUUUUUAAUUUUCCAUAUUUUGUGCCUGUUUAAACUUUUCUACCAGAAAUUUUACUUCAAUAAAAAUACGAUAAAAGACUUUUUUUAUUGUAUUUUAAAUCUAGUUAGUGCGUCUAAAAUAUAGUUUUUUUGAUUUUCUAAUCGAUUUUAAUAAUAAUAAUUGAGAAAACUGGGAAAAAAACGUAAGAAAAAGCGGACAAAUAUUUACGGCGUAUAAUCGGUUUCAUUAUUUUAAAUCGGUUCGAUUUUUAUUUUCUACGAAAAAUCUUGUACCUAAUUUUAAAAGCAGCAUAUUUCCUGUAAGACAAUUUUAUCUAGUUUGAAUUCUAUGAUUUUUUUUUUGAAUGAUUGGGGAAAACAGGAAAGUUUACCGCAUUAAGGUUUGAUUAUGUUUGAUUUCGAUUAUUUUCGAACCCUAUAAAAAGAAAUUCGGCUAGUUAAAAAGACUUUGGUGUAACUUUAACAAUUACUAAAAUGUCACGUCGGGCCAAUUUGUCAAAAACAAAGCUAGACGGCUUCAGGGUUGUUGUGCUCCACUUUCAUAUUACAUAAAAGAAGCCAUUGAAAAGUUAGAUUGAGUUCAAAAAAAAAAUCUGUUCCCGGAGACAGAGUUUAAUAUUUAGUGCCAAAGUUUGAUCAAACAUCUGAACAACAUGGAAGGUUGCAAAUUCAAAUCUCGUUUCUUGCAAAGAAAAAAAAUCGAAUAUGAAGUACAAAAAUCCCUUUAAUCUUCAGAAAUCGCCCACGAUCAUCGGAUUUUUCACCCCACCAAAGUACUAACUAUCUUCUGUUUGAAAUUUCAAUGAACUUCAACGACUUUAUAACUUGAAUUUUCCGAUUUAGCCGCUACCGCUAUAGAAACACCCAUAAACAAGGUACACCACAAGUAACAAGGUGACCAAUAGCGUCUAUUACUAUCGUUUCGUGUGAACUGGAAGGCCAAACCAUCGUUUGUCCAAGUCAAAUCGUAAGACAUGCACAGAACAAGUAGUAUUUUAUCCCAGUUCAUAACUCCGAGUGUACCCGGUUUUAAUACAAAUUAUAAUUACUUUUUAUAUUUUAUUAACUUGUACUUGUUUUAUAUGGUGUUAUAAUAUGACGUAUAAUACUUUAUGUACAGUAAAAUGUUUCUAUCAAUUCAUAAAAGGAUAACAUAAUACGAGAGACUUAAUUCGUAAAAUAGUAUUUCUAAAUGGUUCAAAUAUGUAUUAAUUAUAAUUUUUAAUAAUGAUACAUAGAAUAAUUUCAACUUUAAUAUUACUUUUAUCGAAAUCGUCUACACGCACAAUAUUUUUAGGUUAUAUUAAUUGCUUCGGUUUUAGUGUAACAUUCAAUUAUAUUUAUUAUUUUUCUAACUGAAAUUGUUUUAAAAAUAUUUUUUAAUUUUAGAAUCGGGAAGACUAUAUUCAUAUACGUCGUUACUAUAAGGUUUUUUUAAAAAAUUGAAAUAAUAUUUUUAACAAUAAAUAAAUUUAAAUAUUACUUGUACAAAGAAGAAUAUUUAAUUAAUUUCUACGAAUUAACACUAGUAUUUUUUUUUUUUUUUUUAUUGAGUUUGAUAAACUCGAUAAAAUGUCUAAUAAUAUUCUGUACACUGUAUUAUAGUAUAAUGAUAUAUUAUAUAUUUUAAUAUUUAUACAAUUCGAACAAUAUAAAAAAAUAACCUACGUACCUCAUAUUAAAAACCAAAAAGUCCAAAAUCCAAGCCCUAAAAUGUAUCUAAUACUUAUGUAUUGUUACCAAACACUUGAAUUUUACACGCGGACUUAUGUCAAUCGAGCUCACGUCAAUUUUUCAAUUUUACUUACAAUACUUAUUGUAUAAUCAGAUGGCUCGGUGCUUAUAAUAUGUUUGUCGUAUAGUUAUAGUUUUGUAUAUUGAAUAUAUAUAUAUUUUGUAUACAGAAUAUUGUAUUCAAAUAUUUCAAUGCUAUAUAUGGAUGUAUAAAAUAAUAUUUCUGCAGCGCUGUAGAGACCCAUUCUAUAUUAUACUAAUACAAAAGCCCUAAAUUCUAUAAUGGUUAUAUGGCUGUUUCUCUCCCUCUCUCUCCCUCUGUUCCUAUCUCCCACCAUAACCAUCUCUCCUUUUCUCUUGCACCAUAUAAUAAUAACAUAAUAUACACCGCGGUGACUAAACAAAAGAUAAUAUUAUACAUUUCUUUAGGGCCAUGUGAAGUCUUGUGAGAGAGUAAACGAGUGAGGGGGAGAGAGCUAGCGUGAGAGAGAGCGAGUGAAUGAGUGAGAGAGAGGAGAAAAACGUGAGAGUCAAUUAGUUCUGGUGCGAUGUUGCCACAUAAUAACCGUGUACACGUUUGACACGGCAACACUGUAGCGGAGAAAAAACCUCGGUCCACUGUGACGUGUUCCUGUGCGUAUGUGCGCUCACGAGGGAGAAGUCGGCGCCCCGUCUACAGUCGUUACUUCGCAGUAUUUGUAGGCUGUCCCAGUGUUUACUAAACGCGUUCAUUCACAUUUUCCACUCUCUAUCACUCUCACUCCUUUCUCUCUCCAUCUCUCUUUCCAUAUUCUAUUUUUCUCUCGGUAUCAACGUUAAUAUGAUAAUAUAUCGAUAAUGUUUAAUGUUAUGUAUCGUUAUGAUAACAAAAGCUCCUAAUUUUUACUAUAACAAUAUAUCUUGAAACAAAAAAAAAUACACUUAGAUAAUAUUAUUUUAUAUUAGAUGAUGCUAAAUAAUUAAUAUAUACGUAAUUACUAUAUUAUGUUAUUAUGACACACCUCCAAUAAUAUAAUAUAAUAUUAUCGUUAAAAAUUUCGUGAAACACUAAUAAUAAUAUAAUAAUAUAUACCUAGAUUUUUUUUUUUUUUUGAUUUUUCGUGUUCGUUGCGGUUAUUCUAACGGUUUUAUCGAUAAAAAAAAAAAUAUUUGACACGGUGUAACACACGUAUUAUAAAUAAUAUGUGUUUAAUUGUACGUACGUAAUCGGAUUCAAAACGAUGUGAAGUGGUUUUUUUUUUUUUACGAUUUUUCCUACCUUUUUUAAACGCAUAUAUGUGGAAUAUCGGUCUAUAUUGGCCGUGGGCGCAGCGUCAUAAAUACAGGCAGAAUCACAAUAUUUCCGGUGAGUGGCACCAAAUUAUGUAUUGAAACUAUAUUUUUGUAAAUAUGUAACUAAUACUCCACAAGUUUUAAUGAUAAUAAUAUAUUUUACAAUUUCAAAAACGUAUUCCCUAGGUGUUAACUAAAAUAGAGUCCUUGCGUUCGUCUUUACUCGGGGGUGGAGUUUAUUGUUCAAAUUCACGAAUAAGUACAAAUGAUAGUUGAGUUCUAUAUUUUAAUCAAUAAUGUGAUAUCCUAGGUUUUGAGUUUUUGUCAUAUUUUACAGCCAUUGACAAUAAAAAUAAUAAUAAUAGUGUAUAUAAUCUAUAUUGGAAAUAAAAACCAUUACUAUAUCCGCAUACUAUAAUUGUUUUAAAACUAGUAUGUACACUUACUUUAUUCGCACGAAAAUAAGCACGUCUUUGGACAAAAAUCACUAUAAAGCUCUCUGUAUAUUGGUGAGGAGUAGUCAAGGCAACACCCACGUAAACGCUCCCUCCUUUCAUCAUCCUGUAAUGCAAUUCCUUUCAGUAUUUACACUGCUAUUAGGAGGGAUGUUAUAAAUAUUUUCCUUUUUUUUUUUUUUUUUUUUAUAUCAGAUUUUAAGCUUUCGUAAAACCACUUUGGAUACCCAUAUAAGUACUUUAUUUUGCCAUACCUCAAUUUAUUUCAUACCGCUGAUAUUAGUAGUUCUUUUGAAUAGUAUAAUUAUAUAUUUAAGUUUAUCAUGUUGGUUACAUAAUAAUAUUAAUUAACAAUCGUGUUUCGGAAAUGUUAAUCGUUUAUCACAAAAAUAAAAAUAGUAUUCUUUUCUUUUUAUUACUUACAAAUUGUAUAUAAUUCGUCCAAUUAAACCGUCUGCUCUUGUUGAUUAUUAUUGUGAUGAACAUUCUAUGGACGAUUUUUGAAAAUUUAAUUUCAAUCCCGGGAAAAUAUCAAGUUUCGUACCGAUUAACGUGACAUAUUUCAUUUUUUAAUAGAGACAAUGACGUUAUUCUUUUAAAUGUGUUCACGAAUUUUUUAUUAUUACUUUUUUAAUACUUAAUAAAAUAUCAAUAACUUAUGAAUACAUUUUUUAAUUAAACACGAGUUAAAGGCCUAUCUCACCGUUACCGCAAGGAACAUAUAUUUUUAUAAACUAUUUACUUAAUAUUAACAGAGAAUAAUAAUAUUGAUUGAGUUUUUUUUUUUUAUUCUCUACGAUUUAAAAUUACUUAUUUAUUCGAAAGUUCGGUGGUAUUUUAGCCUUUAGAUAAAAUAUAUAAUUUUUUUCAAUAUUCGUUUGAAUUUAUUAUUAUAAAAUAUGUAUUACUGUGCAUUUUGUAAUAAAGCUAGCGGCAAAAUUAGGCCGUCGUUUGGUUAUCAAACCAAAUCCGGUAUAUCUACCUACGGUUUUGUUACUCGUAAGUAAUUUUGAUGGUAAAAUCAAACGUAAUAUACCAACUAUUGAAACAAAAAGUAUUUUAGUAUUUUAUUUAUUAAAAUCAUAUUUAACAUUGAUAAUACAUACCGUGCUGCAUUCGAUACAGAAUUAUUAAUUUAACCAUCACUUAUAUUUAUACUUCAAUUAUACUGCAUUAAUCAAGGAAGAACCUAUUCGAGUUGUCGUUUUUUCAGACCUUGACAUCAAAAGUUUAAUUUCGAACGUAUAUAUUUUAUAUAAUUAAAGACCGUUAAAACUAAUUGGAAUGAUGUAUAAUAUAUUGUUAUAAUAGUUCUCAUAUUCAUAAAUAUAUUUUUUCAUUAUCAUUGUAUUACUAUAUAACCACAUAUUAUGAUACCUAUUCUAUAUUUUAAUUUCAGUUCAAAGAAUUGCAUGACAUUAAAAUAAUAUAUAUUAUCGCUGAUUUUAGGCGUGUUAAACUUAUAAAAAAAUAUUAAGUAUCCGUAUAGUCCGUAUCGUAAAGUAUAACAAAAUCCGAAGAAGAGUCUUAAAGUCGAUUAUAUUUUUGUCUUACUCUAAAAUAUUUUCACAUUCAAAAUUGUAACAAUAAUCACAAUUAGUAAACACGUGAUAAAAUAACUUUCCAGUAUAUACGUACACCGUAAUGACAAUAUUACCUUUUGUGUUUAUUCCUCCGCCUCCUUUACUAAGUUUUUUUUUAACUUUUACACAAGCGCGUGUUGCGCUGUCUGUACCUUGACACCAAUCGAGCAUGUUUGAAUAGGUUGACAACCGUAACUGCUGCAGUUGGUCCUUGUAUAAAACGAAACAAAUUAUACUGUAUUUUAAAACGAAAUAUUCAUACUUAAAAACCGUUUGAUUUUAAAUUUUCGUUUUAAAUAUUUGGAAAAAAAAACAGACUAUUAUAUAGUACAGAUAAUAUACGUUUUUAGUCAGCGAUAAAAGUUCACGUAUUAUAGCUGUUUAUAGUUUGAACAGAGUAACUCAAAUGUAUACAAUAAUUAUUAUUAUGUUUUAUUUUCCACGAAAUAAAAAACUACUUGUCUUGCUGAUUUUUUUUUUUAACGUUUCGUAAAGUGUAUUUUUCGACUUUUGUAUUCUCGUGUAAACGCCAAACACUUGUAUGGAGACAGCAACCAUAUUAAAAUUAUUACUAUUUUUUUUUUCCUAAUAUAUUAUGUUUAUUGCUCAAAUGGUUUUUCGAUUGUGCAUUCAUAAUAAUAUGUAUUAUACCUAUGUAGAUUACGUAACACUAAAAUGUAACGUUGUCAUUUUGAAAGUAGCCAAAUCAUAAACAAAAUACCGGCUACUAUAUGUAGUAUAUAGUAUAAUACUACUUGAAAUUAUAUCUAUAUAUUAGAUAUAAUAUGUAUCAUAAAAAAAAAAAAUAAAUAAAUAAAUAUUGCUUAUGUGUGUGCCACUAUUGGGAGUAAGAAUUUGGGAAGGUAUUGGAUACAUAAAGUUGUUUGGUUUAUACAUAUCUGUACGCAACGCUAAAUCGAAAUAGGACUUUGAGCGGAAUUUGGUUAUUUAAGUUUUGAUGCCUUAAUUUUUACGAUUUAAAUUUGAUUUUAAAACAAUUGUAUAAAAAACCGACUACAUAUCGCUCGAUUUUUAAUUUGCUACUAAUUUAUAUCGUGGACCUUGUGUACACUUUUCAAACAGUUUUGUUCCAUCGAAACGAUUUGAAUAGUUUAAAAACUAAAAAUACUUGAAAACGUCAAAUGCUUAAAAAUAACUAACAAAUCUCCAGAAUAUGUUAAAAAUUUUACCACAAUUAAAAAAGUCUAAAAUAAGUAUUCUGUAAAAAUGUCACGUCUCUAAGGUUAUUUUCAAUCGAAUUAUAACAAAAACCCCAAAUCGAAAAUACCUCUCUUUGUCAAUUUUUUGAUUGAAGCAAGAUUUAUUUCUGGUAGAAAAGUUGUACACAAACAAAAAAAAAAGUAAACAGCAUAGUAAAACUAAUACAUUCCUCGCUACGCUCAAAAUCUAAAAUAUAUAUGCUGUCGUUUUUGAAUAUUCGAUUAAGCAUAGUUUAUUUCUGGAAAGCUAAGUAUUCUUGUAAAAUACAACGUUUGAAAUCAUUGUAGGUAUGCUGGUUUUUUUUACUAAAUGCUACACGGUGGGAGAAUGCAUUGCGUUUAUACUGUAAAACCACCAUCACAUUAAUACAGUGAUAUAGUGACACGUGCACAGUGUAAUAUAAUAUUUUAAGCUAAAUCUCGUUUAAAUCUAAUCCUGAUAUUUUAUAAAUUCCCAACGGAUUAUAAUAAUAUACCGUGUUUGUACAGCAUCUUUAAACGGAUCAUUAUUAUACGGGCAAAUAAAUACAUAUCUGUUUUUUAAUAAUAUCCAAGAGUGGAAAUAUUCGAAAAAAUAAUAUAAUUUCUGCAACCAUAUCCCAUUAUUAUAAUGAUGUAUAGUUUACCACCUACUCGGCAUACAGAAAAGGUACCUUUUUUAAAUCGUAUACAUUAUGUGGUAAAUUAGUAUAUAGGAAUGAAGAUGAAAAAAAAAACAUUAAAAAUGCAUAUUCUACAUUGUACAAAUUCAUAUAGGGAUAAAAAUAUUAUACGCGAGUGUUGUUAGACGCGUCUUCGGAAUGGGUCCGACCCGAUCACAUACAAUAUUUUACCCUAAGGUACAGUGAACCCCUUGUCAUGGGAGCCAUAUGGCCGUGUGUAAUGUUCGUAUACGAAUAAACAGGACGCAUUUUUAAGACAUGUGUGUUUGUAGAGAAUAUGUUUAUAUUUUGCUGUCGUUAAAUAUAUAAUAUUAGAUUUUAGUUGAAACAUUUUGAAAAAAAAAAAAUCACGUAAAAAAUUACUUUUUAAAAUCCGGGCGCAACGAGAAAUGUAUUGUGUUGGUUUUAAUAUGCCAUGCGUUUUCAUUUUUCUGUAUGCACACGGCUUUUCUACCGAACAUUAUUUUCCGAUUUUCAAGUUUAGUAUCUUUUCCGAAAGCCACUUUUUGUCAAGUCUGUACAUUAGGAAGGACAUUUGUUGGUAAUUUUCUUAACAAUAUUUACGAAAUAACGGUUUCUAUCAUUUAUAAUUCUUAUGAAAAAUUUAGUUAAAAAUUCCUGACAUUUUCACGGAAUAUUUGCAUUAGCUCUUUCUAGACGUGGUAAGGCUUGGUUAAAACAUUUUGGCGAUUUUUAUUCUAUUUAUAGGAAUUUUAAAUUCUCGAGUCUUUAGUUUUUAUUUGGUUUUAUAGGGAUGAAAUCGUUUAGGCCGAAUAAAAAUGCUCGACAAUUUUACACGAAAUUCGUUACAAGUCCUUUAUGGCAGAAAAAUAAGCUUAACGUAAUGUAGUCGGUUUUUUUUUUUUUUAUAAUCUUUUAAAGUUCAGAUUUUAGUGGAAACCGUAAAAAUCACCGCAUUUCAAAACGCAUUUAAACGAAUUACGCUCGGAAUCGUUUUUCGACAUCAACGAUCGGUCAUUGCUGCAUACGGAUAUGAAUAAAAUAACUUUAUACUGUGUACUAUCUUAUACCCACUCAACUUCGCAUCAAGACAACAGCGGCACGCCCGCAAACCAGUAUCGGCUCUUUUCACGAAAUAUGUCUGUAUAUUUUAAUCCUAUAUAUAUUAACAAUAUUUAUCCCUGCGAAUAUUCUAUGAUACACUUCUGUAAUUCGAAACCGUAAUUUCUGACGCAGUCGUAUUUAUUAUUGUCUGGGUAUUACUCUUUUGAUUCUCGGGGACCAUCGCGCGGUCUGCCGCAGUUCCUAAAACUAGGUCAUCAGCAACCUUCGCCGCUAUUUCGCAGAGUACACCGUUAAACUUAUCGAAUUUGCCCUUCGCGUCUAACUCGUCGUCGGUCAUUUCCGCGGCCUGUGUAUCGAUUUAUUACAUAUUAUAUACAUACUCAAAUCGAAAAAUUAUUAUUGAGGUCAAUGACUGUAUAGUAAUACGCGUGGUAGGGGGUAAAAAUAGUUUUCAAACGGUAAAACGACACGUGAUAGUUCUGUAAAAUAUGUAAACAAUAAUUUGGUUUUAUUGAAGUCGUGUCAUCGAAAAAUACACAACAGUAGUGUGCCCGACAUACACGACGGGUUAAAACGGCUAGUGCCAAAUCCAAAUGUCGCAAACGUUUUUACGCGCGAAUUUUAAUGAAACCAAACGUUUUAAGUAAACUUUAAUAUUUUCGUAUCGUUAACAUUAAAACAUGUGCAUUAUUAUAGGUGCGUAAAAAAAAGGCCCACCGACUUAUAGACAGACCGAAAUAUAAAUCAUAUUUAUAAUUAUAAAUUAUUAAAAAUCAUCCCGACUGACAAUAAUUUAUUUUACGUAUACGUCAAUAGCACUUGUCCGAUUCAAGUUCACUGCAACGACCGAGACACACUCUCGAUGUGCAUUUCCGAUAUCUACGAAAUUGAGUGCAUUUUGGCACAAAGUCGCGUUGCAGUCGUAAUUACACCAACGAAUUAAUUAUAAUUACGUGGGGUACGUCUGCGAUUUGUUGUUGGUUAAGAGGAUGUCAUACCGGCGUGUAUUGUCUCAGUCUUACUACCGCACGACAUAGGCAGAUUGAGUUACUUAAAACAUAAAUUAUGACGUUUAGAUUUGUGUGACGAAAAUGUGUUUAGAAAAAAACUUCCUACAGCUUUCGAAAAUAUUCUCCUAUUAAAGCUUUAUUAUAUGUGUUUAAACACCACAAUUUUACGUACCAAGUAGAAGAGAUAAAACGUCACAAAUCGCAGACUAGAUUGAUCCGGGGUUUUUUUAUAAGAUAGAAAAUAAUAGCUUGGACAAUUUUUUGUUUCAUUAUUGUUAAUCUCGCUAGUAUUAAAAUUAAAAUUAAUUUUUUGUCAUUUGCUCACGAGUAGUGACUGUAUAGUUUUGCUGCAGUACCUAUAUACAUAAUACAAUUCCAUUACACAAUAUCAUCGUUGUCAUCGUCGUCGUCGUCGCCGUUGUGAAAUUUAUUGACGAACCAACUCAACCGUUUUCGCUUUCACGGGACGUUUCUUUCGCUUUCGCGGUUUUUUUUUUUUAAAUUUUUUUUCCACUAUUCUCAUUCCGAGUAACUAUAGUACGUUCAAUAUUAUACCGACGGCCGACACGUCCUCGACGAAGGACGAUGGUACACCGUGACCGCGUAAUAUAUUGACAUCGGCGCGUAAAACCUAAUUUUUUUUUAUAUAUUUUUUUUCUAAACGUUCGCAAACCAUUAUUAUUAUUAUUGUUAUUAUAUAGCUGCAGAACAUUCUAUUUCGCCGAGCGAUAACGUCAUAUUAUUAUUUUGUUAUUGUAACGUUACAAACAAAAUCAAAAAUCGCAAUCGAAUCGACGCGUUGUCAUCGUUCUGUGCCGACCGCGCGCACGUCGGCAUCACGAAACGAAAAUCCCGUAUUUCAUAAAAGAGCCCGUAAAUAAUAAUAAUAAUACUAAUAUUGUAUAAUAUAUUAUAUUAUACGAGUACACGCGGCGAGAAAUGGGUGAAUUCCCCACGUGCGUGUCGCGCGCGUUUUGUUGCCGGGCUCUGGGGCGUGUAACGGUUCGACGCAGUAGGGUGGCGGACGGACCUUCGCGCGAACGCGACGCAUGGAAAAUAUACGCGCACGACCCUUCGCUGCCCCGCGGAAACAGCUGAUGAUGAGAAUAUUUUUACCGCAGAUGCGUCUCCAUUUAAGGUGGGAAAGAACAGCGGCGGCGGCCGUGUCGGUUGCUGCAGGGGGACUGCAGUACGCCGCGCGUGAUUUAAUAUUAUACUAUUAUUAUUGCUCGUAUUAUACCGGGCUCGCAGCCGAAACGCGUUGUAUAUUAUUAUAUAUUAUAUAGUGUUAUAGUAUAGUACGUUUUCAGCAAAAUAAAAUAUCCGUUAUAAUAUAUUCUAGAAUAAUAACGGCCUAUAACGUCUAUUAUAAUGAUGUACUGCGGCCGUUUUCGAACGUUAAUACCCAGCGCCCACCAUGCGUUAUCGUGGUUGCUAUAUCAUAAACAAGGGUAAAAUAGUUAGCGUCCAAUAUUGUCCCAACUCUUAAACGACAGUGUUUUCAAUUGGACGGAGUUGGAAUUUGUUUGUUUUAAACGCGACCGUUUCGUUGUAUUUUUAUCAGCAGCGCUUUCGAUUGUUAUUGUAACGGUUUUUUGUGAACGACGUGUUAUCGUUUUAUUUCAACAUAGGAAAUAUCAUAAACACAAAAUCGCAUUUUUUUCUUUCAUCGCGAUCACUGCGAAUUUGGUCCGAUCCAUUAUUUCGAAGCCGACUCGCUGAACAAUAUUUCGCACUGAACGCGUCCGGCGGUAAACAUAUUUAAUAAGCGUUGAAAAUAUUUCGUUGCAAAUAAUAACGUGUGUUAAAAAAUUUAAAUUUUGUUUCAAGCCAAUAAUAUUAUUAUGAUAAAGGCAGUAAAAAAAAAAAAGCACGAUGUUGGCAAUCCUGUUUGUUAUACGCGGUACUGUAUUAUUACCAUCUCAAUGCGUCUUAUUUUAAGUAUAUAUUAAAAAAAAAAGUUAAUCGUGCCAUUCUUAAAUAUUUUUCAAAUUAACCUUUUAUUUUUUUGCAUAUUAUCUACUGGAUACUAUAUUGUAUGUGCAAUAUACAAUGUUACGAGAAAUCCAUUAAUUUUUUUUUUCGUAUACCUAUACCGUAUUUGACAUUAUCUUUUAUAUAUAUAUAUAUAUAUUUGCAUUGUUAUUGAAUUUGUUUAAUGAAAAGUAAAUUUUGUAACAGCUAUAUCAUAUAUUGUUGGUGUAUUUAGAUAAUAUUUAGGUCACUGAUUCCAUCACCACGGUAAUUUUCCAAUAUACAACUUUUACACGCCACCGUAUAAUAAUAUUAUAUUAUAUUAUUCGUAACUUCCAUUUUAAAAGUCGUAUAUAAAGUAUUUCAUAAUUAACAAACUUGCACAAUUUUCUGAAACUUCUCAUGUCAUAAUAUCAUCAAUUUGCAUAGUUUUUGUCAUAAAUCCCAGUAAAUUUAACAAUGUUUAUCGUUUAUUAGUAUAUUUAAUGAAAGAUUAUAUUGUAGUAAUAAAUAGGUAUUCGUUGGUUAGUUUUCCAAUGCGCCCAAAAAUUAAUUUUCAUUCAAAAGCAAAUUUAAAAGCAGUUCUAUACUUUUACAUAUUAUAUUUUCAGAGCAGUUUUUCAAGCAAUUGUUUGAUUUUUUAAAAUUGCAAAACAUAGUUAAAUUAUUGUAUUAAAUAUUUUCGAUUUGACAUAUACUGUAUGAAACUGAGUAUAUUGAGAAUUCUAAAAAUCGCAAUAAAAUAAACCCGUGAGCAGCAUUGGUGUCGGAAUUUUCCACAGAAUUUCCUUUUGUUAAACAAUACAUAUAACUUAAUACUCUGAUAAUACAAUACUAAUAUGAUACAACUAAAAUACUUAAAAAAAAAAAAAAAAAUGGUGAAAUCUUAUCAUAAAACGCAGUUGAGAUCGGGGUUUAUAGUUAAAACCCCAAAAAGUACAUCUUUGAUACCAACAAUAUGUAUUCAUAACAUUUCAUCCCUACCCGACUUCAUUUUGCAGGGAUGUUUGUAGUUGAAAAAAUUGAAUAAAAUGAAAUUAAUUUUGCAAUUCAACCCAAAACUUGUAUUACUUGAAUAGAAUAACACUAAUUCCCGUGUUAGAGCUUAUUUGGCCCAAAUUGGUCCGUUCAAAGUGUAUUGCGUGUAUCGCAAAUAAAUGUAAUUAUAAUAUGUCUAUAAUGAAUUCACUAACGGACAUCAGUAGGUUGCAUAUAAUGGUCCCUAUUUUCUGUGAAUAUUCUACUAACAAACACAUUUAGCAAAUAAUAUAAUACACUUUUCCUCACUUCAUUUAAAUUAUAUUAGCUUUAGUUUUUAUUAAAAAAAUGAUUUUAUGCCCCAUUCAAUAAUUGUACAUAACUAUAUAGUAAUAAUAAUUUAUAAUAUACAUAACGAAUUGUAUUUUUCUAUUUCCAUGUCUGCUAGGUAUAUUAUUUAAACAAAUUGUUAUAAAAAUAUAGUUCUCUGAAUUUUAUAAUUGGAAAAAUGUAAUUACUUUGUAUUUUUCUUUUUUGCACUUGUAAUGUUAAAAAAAAAUAUAAUUUUAAACCCUUUGUCCGGCGUAUAAAAAGUAUAAAAACGAACAAAGCUAUUCGAAAAUUAAUAUUAUGACGUUUGACUUAUUUUAUAAUAUAUUUUUUCAAAGUAUAUUUUGAUCAUAUAUAAGUAUAUAAUGGACACAAUAGAAAUAUACUGAGUGUACACAAAAGGCCAAUAAUGAAAUGGCUCGUAAUCUAAUCGAGUUGCAGUUCCGGUCAUUGGCCCGGAAAUCGGAACUGGGCUUUUCGAUCAACACACCCGUAGAACGAAUUGGCUUUUAUCAGAAAUAUUGUUAUAAAAUUGUAUUACGCAGUGUCGAUUUGAUGAGAUUCUUUGAAUUCUAGUUUUAAUUUAACUGUAUUAGGUAUAUAAUAUUUUUUAAUAUAUUUAUUGUUACGUAUCCCAUAAUUCAAGCGCGAUUGGAUUUUUCUAGUUUCCUUCACUUACCCACCUACCUACCUAUCCAAUUAUUUAUAAAUUAAUGCAAACGUGAAUGGUGUGAAAUAAUCUAUAUCCAUCAUCACUGCCGCCUGCGCUAUUUAAAUUAUAUUUGUGAUGAUUUUUCUUUUUUUUCAUUUAAACCUGUUUUAUACGUAUAGGUAACGUAUUUUUCUUUCGUGUAGUUUAUAAUAAUAUACUAUACAGCCCAUUGUUGGUUAUAUAGAGAUUCAUUGGUGUUCACAAUGACCAUUAAAUGGGAAAUGUAAAUCAAUGAGUUGUUGUAUAGCACACAACCUUGUUACUAUUAUCAAACAUUUUUCAAUAUCAUUACAAUACCCAACAUUAUAAUAUUCACGGUCAUUCUAGCGGUUACUUACCUACCUAUAAUUUAUCUGUUUUAUGUUAAAUCUUAUUUGAUUUGUUUCUAAAUAGUUUCUGUUAUUUUUUUUAAAAUAUUAUAAUAUCGGUAAUUCGGUUAAAAAUAAUCGUCGAGACCUUCAAUUUUCAUAGAAUCUAUAUUAGUUUUUUCUAGACGUGGCAAACUGCUGAAAACAUUCUGGCAAUUGUUGAGCUAUUUAUAGGCACUUGACAAUGAUUUUAGUUUUUAUUUAGUAAGUAUUAUGUUGAUAAAAUUGAUUGACUAAACAGAAAUGUCUAAAAAUUUAAGACGAAGUCUGUUAUAUGUUUUACUUAAUGGUAAAUGAAAAGUCGAGUAUAAUCUGUUCAUUUUUUUUUUUAAUAUAUAUAAUGGUUUUAAGAUCAAAUUUUGAUGAGAAUCGCCAAAAAAAAAAAAAAUUUCAAAACAUAUAUUAAGUUGUUUUUCGUUAGCAAUGGUUUAUCAUUGCUUAUAGAUAUGAAGCAAUCAUUUUAUAUAUCUUUCUUUCCCAACUUCCCAUCACCUACAAAAGUUGUACAUCCAUUCUUAGUAUUAUCUAUUUAUUUAUUUAUUUAUUGCCUAAUGCCAUCUUUUUUCAUUAAUGGGUUUAAAUGUGCCGCUUUGGAUUUAAUUUAGGAUAAUGUCGUGAAACAAUGGUUGUGAAUUCACAGUGAUUUAACCUAUUUUAUAUGUUUUAUCUUAAUAAAGUUUAGUAUGGUUCCCAUAAAUUUAUUUUAUAAAUUAUUAUUAUUAAUAUCUAUUAGAAAUUUGUAUGAAAAAAUAUUUUUGAAUUUAAGCUCCUACCAAAUAUGGUUUUUUUUCAAACAAAUAAUAUUUAAAACCGUUUUCUUAUUCCUUAUAUACACUACAGUGGCUAAACAUUUUUUUUUUUUCUGUUUACCGUAAAACAUAAGUUGUUUUUGAUGUUCGUUUGACAUUUUUAUUUUACCUAUAAAUACUGUUACAGUAUUUCCCCUUUAGUCAAAAUCAAUAUUUGCGCUAAUAAGUUAUAGAGUCCCCUGUAAUAAAGUCAGGUUUUUUUAUAUCUCGGAGGGGGGUACCGAAAAUAAUUCAUUCUACUCCGCUGAUAAAAUAAACUUUUUUUUCAAUAACCGUUAACAAAUGGGGUAUUUUACAACGCUAAAUCUAUGACAGGGGUUGCAUAUGCUGCUGAUAGGUGUGCCACUAUUUUAUGGAGAAAGAUUGAGGGGAGGAUAUAUAAAGUAAUUUAAUUUAUAUCUGUAUCGCCACGAUAAAUUGUUUCUAACGAAAAACGAUUUCGAGCAGAGCAUUCGUCAUAUCUUUCCCUUGUUUCCAAAGUAACCCUAAAAUCAAUAAAAGUUAUACGAAAAAUUACCAGUAUUUCUUUUGUAAAAAAAAUAUUACUAUGUACUAUAAAAAAAUUACUUUCUCAAUGCAUUGACUAAAGAUAAAAACAAAUUCUACAGCAAAGAACCUUAAAAGUUUUCGAUUUGACCAAAAUGUCUGGUAGAAAAGCUUAAAGACAAAAAAAACCCAUAAUUAUCUGAUUACCGUUUAAAACACUAUAGAGAUAAUAUUAAAUACAAUUUUUUUUUGUUUUAUCGUGUAUGAAUAAUGUAUUUAAUAACAUCAUAUACUUUUACGUUAAAACUCUACGUACUAUUAAAUUAUUAUUACCUAUAUAAUAUUGUGUACACUGUCCGAAGAACAAGUAGCGAACGGGUAGGCGUGUUCCGCUGGUCAUAUGAGUCCCGGCCAUUGGUGGGUAAAGAAGUACUUAACGUCGAAUUGCGGGUGUAUGGGGCUUAUCAGAGGAUGUAUGUAAAUUAAUUUCACAAUUAUUAUUAUUGCUGUGGUAUCUAUAUGUAUACAUUUUUUUUUUAGUAGGAAUAAUAGGGUGGAGGGGAACUAUGUAUACAUUGAAGGACGGUGUUAUAAAAAACAAAAUACAUAUAUAAUAAUAAUAAAAACGACUGGCCAAGGCCAUCGGUGGCGGGAGUACGCGAUAGAAUACGCGAUGUGAUGUCGUCGUCGUCGUUGUUUAAUACUUUUAUACUGACUGCUGCAGCCGUUUGAAGGUUACUAGAGAGGAUCACACGACCACGAUGCGAUUGGCAAGUGUGCAUCCAGGGGGGGAUCGGUGCAAUGGAUCGGGUUAAAAAUGAGGAGGAGAAGGUACCGCGUGUACAAUAUUAUUAUACACGUCGUCUCGUUGUCGUGUGUACGCUAUCCGUGAGAAGCGACUGCGGUCAUUUCUCGUUAUGGAUAAAAAUUAAAUUAGAUGUCUGAAAGAGAGAAGAACAGCAAAAGAGGCAAGACAGUCAGAUGGACGACGAGAGAAUGCCAACAUUGUUAUUACUAUUAUUAUCAUUAUUAUUAUUAUUAUUAUUAUUAUUAUUACUAUUAUUAUUAUUAUUAUUAUUAUUACUAUUAUUGUUAUCGUUUUGAAUUGCGUACCUAUACGAGUAAUAAUAAUGUUGGUAUAAUAAUAAUAUCGUUGAAAACGAUCAUUGCAUACUGCGAUUUUGUUCAGUUGAAUUAUAUUAUAGCCUUGAAUAUUUUCAAGAGGGUGUGCACUAAGGUUUUAUCUGGUCGAAUUACUAUUAUAUUGUUAUCUUUGCCUUGGGUAUAUCGCACGUAAACAAGACUAAAUGCACAAAAAUCUGAUGCACUUUCGUAUCGCAUCGGAUAUUGUAAUACAACACGCGUCCUUUCAAAAUUGUAUAUUGAUUUUUUUAAUCUAUGUAUAUAUAUAUAUAUAUAUAUAAUACAAUUAUAACGAGUUGUGUAUGUGUAUACACAUCAUGUAUCGCUCAAAAACUAUACUGGACGGAUUUGUAAUCCUUCAUCUAUAUGAUAAAUUACCUCCUUAACCACCCCUUUACCGACCGUCGUAACUUUUGUUGCCGUUUCAACCACUAUAAUUACGAAUACCUAUAAUUAAUCGAAUUUACGAAAUUCUUUUUUUAACUAUUUGUUCCAACCCAAAACUUUAUCGAUUAUCUUUAAACGCGUUAAAGAUAAUGAGUUUCAGAAAACACUGAUGUUAAUAAUAUAGUUGAUAUUUUUUAUUUAAUAACGAAAUACGACUAGGUGGGCUUGUCGCCGUUUCCCACCAAAAUAACCGAAAGGAUUGCACUUUUUCUAUACCGAAUGUAUAGGAACGUGUAUUGGUGGAAAAGGCAGAGGUUCGUUUUGGCGGAAACUGGUCUCGCAUUGCACAUAUUCGAUUAUUAAAUUAUCUGUGAUAGAAAUAGCGUAUUAUGUAUUUCCAAUAAACAUAUACAGUAAAUCAUAAAACGUAUUCUAGAUACCUACCUCACUGUGAUUAAUUCAGCAAUAUUAUCAAAUAUAAGUCAAUAAGUUGUAAUAUAUUUAUUAUCUUUUUUCGUUGUGAAACGAACCAGUUGUUGGUACAGUAAAUAAUUAUUAAGUAAUCGGUAUUAACAAGUCUUAUUAUAAUAUUGUUUAUUAAUGCCGUGAGUUUACAAACGAGUUGUGCUUUCCCACCUUUCCUCCGUUGUCUGUGAAAAUAUUUGCUAUGGCUGUAAAAAUGUACUAUAAAGUUUCACGCAUCACUUUAAAACAUAUUAUAUAAUACAGUGUUAGAUAAUUACGACGGUGUGUUAUUUAACGUUAACCGAGUAAUUUGCAAUAUUUUUCUCAUAAAAAUACCGAAGUAGUGCGUUAUUAAUAUUAUUUCUAUUCGGUAAGUAUAUGCAUUACAAAGGUUGUAUAAACUUUGUUUAAAAUGUAUAAUUACUCGUCGAAACUAAUGCGUGUUGUUAAUGAGAGAAAUAAUAAUAGAAAAAAAAAAAAAUUAAAAACCAUACAAAAUUCUGCAGAUAACCUCUAGCAUUACUGACUGCAACAUAAUAUUUUAUAUUAUAAACUGCGAACGAACGGCCAAAGUUUACGACCGGUUGUUAUAAAAUAGGUACCCGUAUUUUUAUAAUAUUCUGGUUUAUUCGUCAUUAUAAUACGCGUAUAAUCGUGAUGAUACACGUUCGCAUUACGAAACAACAAUAAUAUUCUCUUACAAUAAUCGUUAACUAUUAUAAUAUUGUCGAGAGGGUUUUAUGUGAAAAAAUAAUAGUGCCUGUACAAUAGUAGGUACGUAUAAAUAUAAUAUAUUAUGUACUAUAAGUUGAGGAAAACAACAUUUCUGAACUACUACGCUAAUAUAUAGUGUCAAGUGCACGUGACCUUGCCCAGAGACCACGGACGCCCCCUCCGCCCUCCCCCGGCUCCCCGUCCGUCGUGACCCCCCUUCCCGCCCCACAUCGUUUACACUGGGUGACGUGCAUGUUAUGUGCGACGUCCGUCCGCCCGACGCGAUCGCUCUCUAAAAAGGUUUUUUUUUUACAAAUCGGCACACGGAACGACGAUACGGCGGUGGUGGCGUUUCGCAACGGCUUAAUGUCACGCAAUCUAUAAAUAAAUUGCGAAACGCGCGAGCAUCGUCUCGCGUUGUAAACAAUGUAUCCGCGGCUCCGGGUCGUAUUAUAAUAUAGGGAGGUGGGUGAACCGCCAUAAAAUGCAACCGUUGCAAUGUUGCUGUACUCCGUGUGUGUUCCGGUGCGUCGUGUAGGUUAAUAAUAAUAAUAAUAAAAAAAAAAACGACUGCGCGGAAACGCGAUUCGCUCGUAUUUUUACAUUAUGCCGCGGUGACGAUAAAAAUGCAAUGGGACGACGCAGCCGUCGUCGUCGACCAUAACCUUGGACAAUGACGGCGGCGGCGUCGGCGAUUGUAGCAAAAAAAAAAAUAAUAAUAAAAAGAAACGGGCCCCGUGCGAGCGUGUAGGUAUAAUAAUAUAGGCGCAAUAAUAAUACGGGCCAACGGACGGACCCCCGAGCCCGCCGUCGUACUGUACAGCUCUUGCCACCGCCGAUCUCUGAAGUCACCGGGAACGCGGCCAAUCGUUUGCGGUUUCCGCGCUAUUAAUAGCGUUCGAUUUUUUUCGACCCUCCCGCCUGUCACUCCCCCCCCCCCCCCCCCGUAAAUUGUCGCGCGCGUAAGGACGGCAUUUUUUUCACUCUUCCCGGUCGUCCCGUCAAAUUUAUGCCGCGACGCAACAUCGCCCGCAUUUCAACAGUUGUUGUCGUUUUUCGCUCGCCUGCGCAACACGUUAUAAACACACGCGGUCGGUAUAAUAAAACUAUUGGGAUUCAGGGCAUAAUAUUAUUAUCGAAAAUAAUAAAAUUUUUUCGUCCGAAAAGUGAGUGAGGGCGGGGGAAGUAUUCGAUUUUCGUUGCGAACAUUUUUCGUCUCCCGAAAAUGUGGGUAAAAGCCGCGUCACGCAUCACGCCUAUUACUAUUUCCCGGUUUUCCGCCAUUACUCCGGUCGAAAGGGAUUCGGUUUUCCGUACAUUCGGCCCGAGUACAAUAAACAUAUAGGUACUUUCAAACGUACAAUUUCUGCGUAGUUAGAAAAAUUAUAUAGUUUUUGUUUUCAAGAAUAAUAUUAACCGCGUUGCAUUUAAGCAUAAUAUUAUAAUAUGUAGAAAACUUGAUAUGAAACUUUUUCGUUUUCUAUGCAUAAUAUACAUUUAACAUCAUACACACACAUAUUUGUUCAUCAUGUUUUAUAAUUAAGAUAAAUAAUUAUUUACUCGUUUUACGGUUUUUUCAAAGUCUACUUUAAAAAAAAAAAAUUGUGUAGAAUAAUAUUAUAUACUAUUGUGUAAAGGUCGGUACGUCCAUUUAUAAAUAAUUUCACUGUUUAAAAAGAACGUGAUGCUCGUCUACGUCUUAUAAACGUACAUCCAGCAAAUUUGCGUUCAAAAGAGGCAAGUUUGUGCUGUUAAUUUUAAUAUUAGAGCGAAUUCAUCAUCUAUUAUCAAACUCAAAGGUAAGGACAUUAUUCAUGCAGCCAUAUAGAUGUUUUUCGACGUUUUAAAACGAGAUUUAAGCGUUUUUAAAUUAUUAUAAUAAAUUCACGUAUAUACAAGUAUAUUUCGCUUGAAAAUUAAAAUGUCGAAAAACUCGGCUUGGUUGCACAGAUACUGUUUUUACUUUUAAGUUUUAUAAUAAGUCAAUAUUCACUCUGAUAUUAUGAUUAUAGCGGUACAAUGUUGUUCCUGCUUUACGCCUGUACGCGAAUUUACUGUGUCGUAUGAUACAGUCUUACGUGUGUAAGACAGAGACAGCACAUUCCGGUAUCACUUCUUCUUAAGGGUGAGGGCACCUCACUAACAUUAGUUGUCUCCUUCUAUCUCACUAUAUAUAGCUACAAAGGUGUUUCGCGUUUCCGUUAUUGUGACUCUUCGGUUGCGCAGUUUAGCGCAAAAGAGCCCGCAAUACAUUUUUAAGAAGAGUUUUCGCUAUGUGGAUUCUAAGAUUUAUUUUUUCAUAUUUGUAUUUUUAACAAGUUAUUAAAUGGUUAAAACUUAAUUAAAAAACGUUUAUAUAAUAUCUUGAUAAAAUAAAAAAUGAAAAUCAUUCAUAGCAUCUAUUUAGGAAAUAUAACUCUACUUUUUAUAAAAUGUAUAAUGAACAGUGCUUUUUUGCUCUUAACUCGACCGGGGAGUCAAAAUCCCAGAAAUGCAGAAUGCAUUUGUUUGCUACAUAUUACGCGCGAGACAGAUGAAACAAAUUCUUAGGAACGAGACCACUUAUUAAUGUGUUCGGUUUUCAAAACGUACAUAGACUGUUAUUCGUCUUUACGGUCUGUAAAACAGUUUAUGUCAUUAGAAAAAAAAAAAAACAAACAAACCGAGUAAAUACAAUGAGUUUUAAGUAUACAUGGAAAAUCCGAAUAACGUAUAUUUCUUGCGGUCGAGCGCGUACUUAUAUUUAAUUGUUGAUCGCUAAGGUCGAUAAAAAAUAAACAAUAAUAAUAUACGGAAUAUUCAUUAGCUACAUCCGGCGGCGGCGGCGGCGGUCGUAUAGUCUUAAGGUAUUUUAUAAUGUAAAAAAGAAGCGGAAAAAAAACAACGUUAAAGUCGUAACGCACGUUGAACGUUAAAACGGAAUAAUUCAUCCGAGUAGGCGUACAUAUAAUAGGGAUUAAGGAAUAUUAUAUUCAUCUAUAGAAUAAGUGGAUACGCAGUGAAAACUAUUAGAGCGAGGCUAUAUAUACAGGGUGUCCCUCGAAAAUAGACACAUUGUUAUAUCUCCGAAGAUAAUAAAAAUAAUCAAAUUCGGUCGUUUUUUUUAUAUAUAUAUGUACACUAGUCUCGGUUAUAAAAACUACAAAUAUUUCAAUUUAUUUUUUAUUUUUUCUUAAGAAUUUUUUUAUUUAUUAUUUUUAAAAAAUGUUAAGAUCUUUUGAAAGUCAUUUUAUAAAGCUUAUAAUUCUUCUGAACAUUUUAACGUAUCAUUUUUUUUCAAAAAAUUGGUAAUUUUUAAUCAUUUUUUAAGUUCCGAGAAAAAAAGUGUUAAGUCAUUUAACCAUAGUAAUAAUAAUAAAUUAGCGAAUGCGAUGAUAUGCAUAUAAAACUUCAUGCAUAAUUAAAGGUAUUUUUCUCUGAACUUUAAAAAAUUAUUAAAAAUCGCGAAUAUAAUGAAAAUAUAAAGUUGGAACAUGUCAAAAUUUUCAGAAGAGUAAACUCUAUAAAAUGGCUAUCUUCAACUUUUUCAAAAAUAAUAAAAUAAAAAGUUCGAUUUUUAAUUUUUAAUUUUUUACCAAAAAUUUUGUAUUUAAUACCGAUGAUAAAAUUCAUCAUAAUACAAUAAUAAAUUGUCAAUGAAAAUGCACGCAUAUGAAUCACAUUGGCGUGGGCACACAUUACAAUUAUAUGUACGUAAUUCCGAGAAAAUACGAUUCUAAAAUUAUUAUCUACGUGGCCGUUCAUCGUUGUUUUUUCAUCUGACCUCGAAAAUUUAUAAUGCGUGUGACGUUCUUCGAAUUUUUAAAUUUAAAAUAGUGGAAAAAGUAAAAAACGAUGUCUUGUUCAGACUGACUCAUUCGCCGUAGAAUUUUUUAAUAAAGAAAUCUUCUUUCACCGUGCUUUUCGUUUAUGUUGUAAAAUACAAAAAGUCAUUCGAGAGAUGUUAAUUUCAAUAUAAAUCAUUAUAAAAUUGACUUAGUACAUAAAUACGUACUUAUAAAUAGUCACAAAGUGCGUUACAGUUUUAAAAAAAGAUCAAUAUAACUACUCUUUUUAAUUGUUUGUAAAAAUAAAUGUCUUAAUAAAUUAAAAGUUUCUAUUUUAUUAACGGUUUUUUUAGACUCGGACCGAUGUAAGAAACGUAUACUUUUACUAUGAUUUGUUUAAUGUUUUGUAUGUGUUUAAGCAAUUUUUUACCUGAAAUUCUGGCUUCAAUUAGUCUUUUUAAAAAUUUUCUUUUAGCAUCUUUGAUCUGAUUGUUGCAACGGAAAGGUCAUGUUAUACUAUUCCCUGUAGUUUUCUUAAUAAAUUUAAUACCUACCGACAAUUUUUUGCAUAGUUUUUGUUGAUUUCUGAGUAAUCCCUACAGCAAGGGAAAAAAUACUACUAAUAAUACUCAGCUCAGAAGUCAGAAUCGUUUUUCGUUAGCAAUAAUUUAUCGUUGCUUGGAGAUAUAAUUUAUAAUUAUUACUCUACAAUAUUAUAUAUUCUCCUUUCUAACCUUCCUACCAAAAAAGAAAAAUAUAGUGGCACAAUCCCAUCUGUUGAUGGGGUUGAUUUGAAAUAUUAUUUCGCGUGUGCAAUUUUCUCUCGUUUACAACGUUAUCGUUUUUAUAUUGUGACUAAAAUAACCGUUCGAAAUAUGAUUUUCUCAUCCGCCUCGCAAAUUCAUUUUCCCGAAAACCUUAUUCGGUGUAUUAUUAUAUUUCCGUGCAAUAACCAUUUUACAGCGGUAUAUUAUUCGUCAUCGUAAUAUCUAUCGAGUGGCGGCGGCGGCGACUCUCGUUGAUUACUUUUGUUUUUUCCCGGGUGUGUGGGCGGGUAGUGGCGGGAAAUUGAACUCGAGCGAUACGUCUGUUCCCGCCUGCAAGUCGAUAAUAAUAAUAUUAUUUAUUAAUAUAAAAGCACGACGAGGAUAAUAAAUUAUUGUAAACGUCGUCAUCGUGCGUGCGCGUGUGUAACAACGCGGCGCGAGGGGUUCGGUGACGAUCGGGGAGGGACCGAGGGACGGCGACGACGACAACAAAAGAGAUCGAUGACGGCGGUUUUUUCCCCCUUUGCAAAUCCGGACGGUGGGAGGAGGUCGCGUGCCGUGGGAGGGUGCGGAAUUUGAUCGUAGCGGCGGCGGCGGCCACGACUAUCGGACGCGUCACGUCAUCGUAUUGUAUUUCACGUUUCGUGCUCCGGGCGACUGCCGCCGCCGUCGUAAUCCGUCGCGGUGUAGCGGACGGACGCGGGUGCAAUCGCCGCCGUUGGUCGCGGGCUGGAAAACUAGAGCGCAAGCGCCGCCGCCGUGCGGCCGCCCGAUGCGAUAACAUUUCGCGUGUGCUUCUCCGCGCGAGCGUAUAUAUAUACACACACACACACACACACACACACAUACAUAUAUAUAUAUAUAUACGUAGUAUACGUAUCGUAUACAGCAGCAGCAACAGCAACAGGAAUAAAACUGCAACGGUUAACCCAGGUCAGUGAUGACACACUGAAUUUUAACACAUUUGGCCGUUGCCGCGGCCGCCGCAGUGCCGCGCGCCCGCGUACGCACAUUUACGCACACGCCAAUUAAUCUCUUUUUUUUUUUUCUUCUUUCCCCCGCGUACGCGCGCCGCUCGUAUUUUCGCGCGCACGCGUAAUGCCGCGUACAUUAUUAUUACGGCCGAAUAUUACGCGAUUAAUAACUUUACUAUUGUACGAUAAUCCACGAUUGGUAGGUACGCCGUGCGACGGCGGCCGCGGUCGUAUGCAAUAAUAACAAUGAUAAUGCGACGGCGAUUGUUUGCGCGCGUAUCGAUGCACUUUCGACCCGGUUCGCGACGUCGUCUCGUUAUCGCGCUCCGUACGCACUACGAUUGCAUCCAUUUUUUUUUUACCAAAGGCCAUUUGUUUUGUUUUUUUUUUUUUUUUGUUGUUGCUUUUCGCUUAUGAAAUUUCGCUUACACGCCUAUCCUCUUGUAUGCGCCAGUACCUAUAUUGUUUAUAAUAUUAUUAUGUUUCAAUUUAUAUGCCAAAAAAACAAACGCGAAUAAACUCUUUUCGGUCAUCGACCCACAAUCCGACCGAGGACAGUGGCCCGCUGCAGUACUCUCUAGGACAGCAGAUCGCUGGACCAGCCCUGCUCCGAAUCAUAGUAUUAGAAUUAAAAAUCAGAAAAAAUUCCAUUAGAAUUGAUUUUAUACUUUACCCAUUUCGGUGCCUCCUAUACCCGCAACAAUAAUAAUACUCGGUAAUAUAUAAUAUAUAAUAAUUAUAUAUAAUAUAUAAUACACAUAUAUUAUAUUAUAAUACGUAUAUGGUAUAUUGUAUAUGACUGUAACCAAUUGUUUUAUUUUUUGAUAAUUAUUCGCGUACCAUAUUAUUACCGUAUUGUCGACAAUCGUCUUUCGUAUUAAUUCGUUUUGGCGACAGACCGCGAAAUCGUGAUAUUAAGUACUUAUACUAAUAUCAGUAAACACUUUUGUCAGACGGUUUGCUCUUCGGUACCAUCGCGAAAAUUCACUUGUUUACUGCGAUAUCAUGUCGUAUGUGAUAACUAAACAUUUGUACUUAUUUCCGAACAAUAAUUAAAAACUAUAUGCCUUCGAUUACGACUGUGGUACGGGUAAACAAAACCGCUCUCGGCCAAUAUUGUAAUCGAGCGCGGAGCAAACAAUACACGGGCCAAACCUAUUACAGAAAACUGCGUGCCCAAAAACCGCCCGUCAUCAUUAUAAUAAACUCGUAUUUUGUAAAAUAAUUCGUAUUCAGUAAACUACGUUAUAAAUCGGACCUGUAAAUUAGGACCUAUAAUUUACCUAUACUACGAUAUGGGCUACGGGUAGCGCAAUAAAAUUCUAACUCGGCGACUGCCUGGCACGUUGACCUCCGCGCCGUCGCAUACAUAAGUACCUAUAUAAUAUAUUUCAUAUUAUUUAAUUAUCAUAAUUCCACGCUUACCGGUUCAGAAAAAAUUGGUCUUUUUUUAUGUUACACGUAUAUCUAUAUUCGUUUAGAAAAAAAAAAACAGUGUUCAUAAUUAUUCGAAUUGAAAUCGUUUUAUUAUAACGCAUGCGAUUAAAAUCGCGUUUAUUUUCAAAACGGAACAGACCAUACUAGUAAGUAAUACUCAAACGACAAAAUCAAAAUUAAAAAAUAACAGAAAAAAAAACACCAUACAAAUUUAAAUUUCAAUAAUAUUAAUAAAAUAUACCUCUAAUGUGAUUAGAAAAUUAUUGAAAUAUUAUUUAUACAAAGAUUUCGCGUAGGAGAGGAGGGCACUAAUGGUUUUUAUUAAGACCAACUAUUUUUUAGAAUGAUAAAAUACACCUGAAACAACCAAAAUAACCAAUAUAUAUAUUUUGUGGGGGGCACGUGCCCCAAGUGCAUUUUUCUAUUUGAAAAAACAUCCUCAUUGAAAAAUGUUUUUCCACUCCAGUUCCCCAUACAAAAGUUAGGUUAGGUUGGUAUGCCACUGAACACGACUCGGUAAUCAGUAUAUGGGGACUGAAAAUAAAUUAGCUGCACAAACAGUAAAAAGAAAAAAAAAUGGUCACUUAGUUUAUAAUAAGUAACAACUAUAAUCUUGCGCAUUAUCAUUACACUUUGUGUGCUUAAAGUUCUAAUUUGUACGUUAAUAAAACACGUUGACCCAGUUAUUUAUAGAAAACACAAUUACAAAUUGAAUGUAUCACGGUUCUACGAACAUAUAUAAUCAUAUUAAAUUAACGUUAUGGUUUUUUUAUUAUUAUUAUUAUCAUUACUAUUAUAGUUAAACAAAUAACGAUUUUUACUUUUUAAUGAGUUACCACACUGAACAGAUGAAUUACGUAUUCAUUACAUUUUAAUUUCUACAUCUUAUAUUAUAGUUAAUUUUAUUGUAAUCGAACGUUAAUAAUAUUAUAUUAUAUUAUUUCCCAUAUUUGAAUAAGCAUUAAAUAUACAUCAUUUUCUGAAUUAAUGCGAAUUAGUUACGGUUUUUUUUAAUUAUCCAUUAUUUUUCAAAAUAAUAUUACAUUAACGACUUCGAACUUAAAUUGUCAAUACAAUAAAUAUGUAUAUAAAUAGAAUUAAUGUCCAUCUAUCAUGUCAUUGGCGGUUUUCGUUCACUUUCCAGUACAAGCUUAGUCUCAAUAUACUCGUAUAACUAGAUUCAUCAUAAAUUAUUGCCUUAUGUACAUUUUCAAAAUCGCCCCCUCCUCCGGUUAUCUUGUUCUGGAUCCACCCUUGACCGCGGUAUAAUAUUUAUUUGUAGAUAUUUAAUUUGUUUUUCUUAAUUUUCACUCGGUCAUAACCUAAAUAACUCUUUGCGCUACAUGUUCAUUUAUAAUACUAUCAUAGUCAUUAAAAAAAAAAUUAAUACACUCGAAUAAAUGUUAAUUGAUAGAACAUUACACAAAAAUAAAAAACUAAGUAUAAAAUAAUAGGUAUACAAUUUAAUUAAAAGAGUACAUGCUUACUAAUUAAAAAUAAUAAUGAAUUAUGUAACACCUACAUAUUUUAUUUUUUAGUUAGAAUUUUCGAAUAGAUGUAGCUGAUGAUGAUUAUCGAUAACAUAUUUUAAUUACCUAUAUUUAACUACAUAAAAGUAUUAUAAUGAAUUAAAUACUGAAAAUACUAAGAGUAUUGAAAAAUAUAUUGAAAAAAUAUUGAUUCUUUUUGAUUAUAUUUCGAAUAUUAUUAUAUUUUUUUACUAAUCAUAUUAUUGUUUUGUUUGUUUGUUUCAGGUAUGUUGUAUAGUUUGUUAUUUAUUAUUAAUUAUUUAUAUUCGCGAAUAGACAAAGAUUUCAAAACAGAUAAAUAUUAUUAUAAUUGGUAAGCAAAAACGUAGUGUUAAUAUUAUACUUAUAAAUUAAUAUUUAUAUAUUUAGAACUAAUUACACACGAAUUACAAAAAAAUACAAAUAUUAAGUCAUUAUACUUUUACUAUACCGAGUAAAGUGAUAUUUUUUACGACUUGCACUCCAAAAAAAAAAACCAACGAAACGUGAUAGGAAUUAAGCGUAUAAAUUAUUAUAAUUAUUCAUUGUCGUGAAUUGUCCUCGUUAUGUACAUAGGGUCUAUAUUAUAUUAUGUAUGUACUUUCCUGUUUUAAACUCUUAUAUAUGUAUAAUUUUCUUAAAAAGAGUAAUAAUAAAAAAAUAUCGAAAACAAGUCUAGUAUAUGGUACCUCUAGGUAUAGAAAAUAUAAUUAUUGUAUUCUAUUGUUCUUAAAAUACAUUAUUGUAUAUGCUGUUACGUGAACGAAAAGACAAUUAACCUGCUAGUAGGUACCUACAUUGUAUAUAUUAUAAUGUAGUGAUUUUUCAAGACCACAAAAACUACUUAAAUUACCGUCACAAAAUAUACAUGAUGGUUGCCGUGUGUCAGGAAAACCGGCAAAUUUCAGAGAAUUUUAAAACAGUUAGGUAAAUCGGGGAUUGUAUGAUUUGUAUAAUUUAAAUAUAUUUAAAUUAAAAAUUGAAUUUUGAAAAUUGUAUAAUAAUAUCUGGGUAUGUUAAAAUUUAACCCUAUUAUCAGGAACUAAUAGUUUAAAAUCACAACUUGACACAAAGAUAAUUAUCCAGUAUCUACUAUGGAGAUUAUUUUUUAUUACAUACCUUGUGUAUUUCAUAUAAUUCUUGCCACGGGUGUAUUUAUAAUUGUUCAUUUUUGUCGAAUAUUUUUUGAGAUAUUUUUUACCUAUUCAUUUUUUAGAAAUAUCUUAUUAUUAUAUAUUUUUUUAUCAUAGCUGAUAAAUAUGGACAAUUUUUAAAAUUUUUCUGGAAAACGUAAAAAAAGUCAAAAGAAUUAUAAAAAUUCAAAAUUGUAGUUACCUUGAAUAUAUUAUAAUAUAAUAUAUUAUAUAGAUCCCCUACUAUACAGAUUUGUACGCUUUAUUUAAAAUUACCGUUAAGGUUUUUGUAGGUUGUAAUUGAAAUUUGUAAUUUAACUUGUAAGUUGUAUUGUUAUUUAUAUAUAGAUACAAUAUACAUUGGAAAUAGCUUUAACAAUAUAAGAGUAAAAAAAACACUGACCAGCUCGAAAAUAAUAUAACGUAGCCACGUAGGUUAAUUCUACUCUUAAAUUAAUAAUGAAAUUGUAGUUUUUUGUUGGCUUCGCAUAAUAUAGGUAACAGUAAUUUGAUUCUAAAAUUAAAUCUUCUACUACAAUUUUCACUUUCAAAAUUAUAAAAUUGAAACAUUUUUGUUGUUGCGAUAAUAUGUUCGAAAUACUUUUUCGAUGACGUUGUUGUUUUUAUUAUCAUACCGUAGGUAUGUCAACGUUAAUUUUUUUUGUUGUACAUUUACGGUUGAUUAUCGAUCCAUUAUAACGUUCUUCUUAUAUUUAAUGUUUUAUAUAUUUUUAAAUCGACUGUAGGUUAUAAAAUAUCGUCGUUAAAAUUUACAGCAGAUGUUUUAUUUCGUAUGCAACGAAAAUGUUUAAAUUGUUCAUUUUUUGGGGUACAUCUCUGCACCCCCCUCAAUUUGAAAUUUUCAUAUUUAUUAAAGGUAAUCGUUUGUGCACAAUUAUUAGUUUCGGAGUUAUCUAAAAGACAAUUAAGAGGAGGGGGUGUAAAAAAUGGACCUCAUAUUAUCUACAUUUUUAUGUUGACGAUUUCAAACAUAUAGAUUCAAUGAUAUAUAUCUAUCAUUGAAACAAUCGACAUCGUCGUCCGGUUUAUAAUUUUGAGAGACCUCGUCAAUACAUUCGUCGUUCAAUUUAUAUUUUGGAGUUAGAUGAAAUCUGUGAAUCGGACUUAGAAGGAGAGAGCCUACUCUAAUGUUUAAACUAUUGUUAACAAUAUGCUAUUACUACCGAUAUGCUACCGAUUUCGAUAUAAUAUAUAUUAUCUAAACAUAUAAACCUUGUUUGGAUUACAAUAUUGUGGAAAGUGAAUUUUCGCUGUGUAAUGACGGACAGUGUAGGUACACUGCAGCAUAUUACAUGUCAUCAUGGUUAUGUAACAAUAUUCGUUUUUUUUUUCCGACCGUGGAAAAUCGUAUUAUAUUAUUAUUAAUCAGACGAAUAUCAUUAAUUUCAUUAUUUGUUUAAUAUUAAAAAUUUGAAAAGAAAAAAAAAACGUAUUUUCAAAACUUUUGUCUCUUGUUUUCAUCACACUCCCUGCUGGUCUCAUUCUUGUUAUUUAACCGUUGCGUCUUAUUAAAUAACGAUUUUUCCUCCUAACCUCUAUAAGGUAUUUUUAUAAAUUUAAAAUUUGAUAUCGCAUUUCGUAUAAUAUAUUCAAUUCUAUUUCACGUCCCCGAGGGCGCAGUUUUUUUUGUUCCCCUGCAGUGGUCGUGUUAUAAAAAUGAAUCGAUUUGUUUUGUACAAGUUUGGUCUGCGAGUAACGAAUUUAUUGAUCUCUUUUUCACGAUUAACUGAGUACAGUAGUAAUAAUAAUAAUAAUAAUGUGUAAUUUGAGGACACCGCGGUGCUGUUGCGAGACUCGUGACGUGAAUUUGCAGUGCUGCAGCGCAGUGCAACGCGGGUAGCUGCGUCGCAUGUGCAAUAAUGUUAUAGCUUAUAGCCGCUGCAACCCCACGCGCUCUUCUUCCUCGUUCCGGCCUUGGGUUCGGUUAAACUGCCGACAUUGCAUUGCGUGCGACUGCACCGUGUUUGCGUGUAGGUACGUGUGUGUGGGUGUGUGUUUAUGUGCGUGUGUAUCGCGAUGUAAAUUUGCGAUUGUUUGUGUUCGUGUGUAUGUGUGUAGUAUAGGUGCACCCGCGUGCGUGCACGUGACAACAGCAGAGGUCGGUGCAACGCCCAACUUUUUCAUCAAACAAUAAUGUGCAUGCACGCGUUGUGUGCACUGUGCCAUUUCGGUUGUGCAAUGGACCGCAAAGAUGUUAUGCGCGCCGAGGGUCUAGACCAAGGUCGCCGUCGUCACUGUCGUCUCCUCUCUCUCUUUCUCUCUCUCUCUCUCUCUCUCUGUCUGUAUCUCCACAUCCAUCCAUCUAUCCGUUUCUAUCUAGUAUAUAAUAUAUAGGUAUUGUAUAUGUAUACAUGUGUAUGGUAUAUAUAGUAAUCGUCUUAUUAUUAUUAUUACGACAUGAUCAUCAUGCACAUCCAUCCUAUCGUUAAAUAGCCCACACCGGUAUAUAAUAUUAUUAAUAUAUUAUAUAUCAUAUAGGUAUCGAAUUUCCGUUUCGUUUCCUAUAUUGUAAUAAAGAAACAUUAUUCUUGUUUUGAGAUUUUUUUUUUUAUUAUUAUUAUUAUUUUUUUUUUUCAAAAGAUAAACAACGUGUAAAUUAUCCCGUGAAGAGAUUUUUAAUAACAAUAAUAAUACUACGAAAUACGAAGACAGAAAUAUAUACGAAACAAAUUCAACGAUUUUAGAUAAUACGCUGAGGCGAUAACAAAUAUCGAUUCUUAUUUUUUUUUUUUUUUUUUUUUUUAUACGUUAAAGUUUAAAAUGAUAUGUAUUUGUAGUUUGUAAAUCAUAACUGGGACAACGACGACAGUGUAAACAAAAAAUUGCAAUAACUAUGCCGUACGGUUCAUUUGUCAUAUUAUAUCUUUGAAAAUGUAUUUUGUUGGAUUAAUUCAAUGUUUUGAUAAAAUACGCACGUCAUGGUUAAAUGAAAAUAGCGAUAGGGACUACAAAUCCUCCGGGGGUUGACGUUUCAAACUCUUAACCUAGUCGGUACCACGGGAGAGGGGCAACCUCCGUACUGGAUAUAUUAUCUUAUUAUCGUGAAUAGGUGGUUUCAGAUUUAUGGGAGUCGGGAGUUUUUUUUUCAGAAUUGUCUCCAGUUUUGUACAAUUUCAAAAUUUAUUUUGCAUUUUCAUUACCACCAGACUUGACUUUUCCACUUAUCUACUACCCCAUACCCAUUUAAGGGUAAGGCGGAUGGCCGUUUUUAUGAAUGAAUAUGAUCCAAAUAUGUAAGGAAUGGGUUUGAUGGAUUUGGAGAAAAUUUACUAUUAGGUUAUGUCGGAGGUGGUUUUAAAUAUCAUAUUUGUUUUUCAUCCGUCAUAACUCAUAAUAUAUCGAUAGACAAAAAUAUGGUAUAUUUUUCUAUUCAUAAAUUCUUUCUUAUAAUUUAUAAUACAUGCAAUUUUUGGAAUAUAAAAAUCACGUCCAUCGAAAACUGCUAAACUAUAGGCCAAUCCAAAUGCGUUUUCAAAAUUGAAAUCUAUCAUACCCAAACGCUUCAAUUUUAUUUAGCUAUUUGGUCUAAUGCCACAUUUUGUUAAACGACUGAAACCCCCUUAAAAAUCCGUGUAUACAACUUUUAAAAUGUAAGUUACGAUACGAGUUUCUUUAUAGUUUUUUUCUCCGUUCGUAGAAGUUGACUUAUAUUGUAUGCAAUUCUUUUUUUGAGCAAUUUUUAAUUUAUCCAGAUCGGAAUUUGCUUUGAUAUAAAUUAGGACAUAAUUAUUAUUUGUAAUAUCGACUGCAGUUGAUGAUAAAUGAUAAUAGGUAAUAUUUCUUAUUAAAUGAUUAUGUCGGGUUUGUUUACUGAAUUACACACGACAAAUUGACGAUAUUUUUUAAUUUUUUUUUUCUAUGACUUAUGUACAGCAAAAUUAUAAUUCAGUCGUAUAUUGUUGUACUCGUGUAUAAAAUUAUAAUAAUUCAAUGCAACUGUUAUAGAUUUAUCGUUUUAUCAUAUCACCUAUAUUAUACGACGGGUGGCUAUUAAAUAACGAGACUAGUUACGAAAAAGUGUUUUAUUAUAAAAAUUUUUCUACAUUCAAAUGUUCCCCUUCAAUAUACUCCCCUCCCCUCGUCACACGCCGUUUCAUUCGUUUCUUCUAUUGAUCGAAGCAGUGCUGGAAGUCUGUUUUCGUAAGACCAUUCAGGAGUUCCGCCGAUUUUUGUUUCACCUCUUCCAUCGACUCAAACCGGAUUCCUUUUAAGACAGACUUUAUCUUCGAAAACAAGUAAAACUCGCAGGGUGCCAAGUCGGGUGAGUAAGACUCGUGUUCGAGUACUGGAGUGCCUUAAGCGGCCAAAUAACGCUUCACGUUUUAUCCUGGUGCAAGAUCCACGACUUGUUUUUCCACAAUAUCGACCGUUUCUUACGAACUCAUUCGCGCAAUGUUGCCAAAACUGUCAAAUAGUAAUGUUGGUUCACAGUUUGACCCUCUGGAACCCAUUCAGUCAUCACGAUGCCGUUGAUAUCGAAGAAAACGGUUUUGAAUUUGGAUUACGACUGAAUUGGAUUCCGGUGCACUCUCGACCUUCAGAAAAUAAUUUAUGCCACUCAAAAACACGCGCCCGAGAUAGGAAAUCCUCACUAUAGGCCUCUUUUAACAACUUAUAGCACUCAGUUGGAGUUUUUUUUAGUUUAACGAGAAAAUUUUACGUUUAUCCGUUGCUCAUGUCUUUCGUCACACAUCGUUUUCGGCACGAGAAAAAAACACGUUCGUUUCAAACCACUAUUGCACAAAUACUAUAAUAGUGACGAAAACGUGUUUUAGUACGUGUAUAGAUAAGAUAUCUAGAUACCCAACGCAUUACUCGUUUUUUUCACUACCCAUCUAGGGCGCCCUUUAUGCGAGCAGUCUCGUUAUUUAAUAGCCACCCCUUGUAUAGUGUAAAGAUUGUUUAAUUAUAUUGUCGACGUUUUUAUUAAUUUGACAGGUAAAUAAAAAAAAAAAAAACCAUAUUACGUAUUUGUUAAGUUAUAAAACCAUCUAAAGUGAAUUCAGAUCUCUGAUUCAUACUCUUAUAUACAUAUACAGACACAUAUAUAUAUAUAUAUAUUAUAUAUAUAUAUAUAUAAUAAAUAUAUAAAUUUAUAUUUAUAAAUAUAUAAAUAUAUAUAUAUACAUGUUUGUAUGUAUAAAGAUGGAAAAAUUCGAAUGGAUUAAUCCUGAUAAUCAUAGUAUAGCGGUUGACGACCAAAAACAACCGGUUACAAACGAAAACGGCGAUCUAAUCGUGUUGGACAAUGAAAGUGAGUAUAGUAAUAUAAUAUUAUCCAUCAUUAAUCAACGAACAUAUUAUUAAUAUUAUUGUUAUUGUUAUUUGAUAGUCUGGUAUUGUAUUUUUUCUUGAUAAAAUACCUGUGUAAUGUAAAAAAAAAAAAAAAAAAAAAAAAUGUAUAACUGAACAUUUUAAGAACGACAAUAAUAAUAACAAUAAUGGAUCCUAUACGUACGUUUUUUUAGCCGGAAAAUGUAUAGCGGUUCCAAAUUCAGAGGAAGUAUUGGAAAUUUUUGGUUUCGGGUACGCCACGAGCCUUAACGGGUCCGGUCCCGGAUCGCCGAAAGGUUCGUCCGAUCACGACAUUAAACCGAUUGUCCAAGUCGUCGUGACAGGUAAAUAUUUUAGUGUAAACAAAUACAAUUAUAUCCGUUUCAUUAUAAUAAUAUUAUCGUGAUGCAUGUAAAAAUGUAUAUAGCAGCAUAUUAUAUUGUAUAUUAGGAUUGGGAAUGUAAUGCCACAUAAUUCCCGCUCUCCCCCCCCCCCCCCCCCCAAAAAAAAAAAAAAUUAAAAAUAAAAUAAUGCUUUAAUGUCAUAAAAAUUCAAAAUAAUGCUACUAUAAAAUCCACUGAAAAAAUUCAAAACAGUCUGAUAUUGUUGAUGCCUAACCAACCUAACUAAAAACGAUUCUGAUCAGAAUGGUGUAACCUGUUUUUUCCCCUCGUUGCCAAAGUGACCGAAAAAUUAACAAAAAUUAUACAAUAAAUUGCCAGAUUGUCUCAUUUAUUGCGAAAAAUAAAAUAAAAAUGACCUUUUCAUCAGUGUACUUACUAGAUCAAUAAUGCUACGACAAAGUUCUUAUAAAGUUUUUAAUUAAAACAAUAUUUCUGGUAGAAUCGUUGUUUACAGACAUGAAAAAAAAACACAUUAUAGUAAAAUCACGCUUUACUCAGAAUCAACAAUUACUUUGAAGUCAAAAUUAAGUUUUUCAUUCUCAUCAAACAAAUAUAUGAAAAAAUAACAAUUAUUUGUAACAGAAUGAGCGUGGCACAACAAGUUUUGGAAAACAAUGUAAAGUGCAUUGAAAUGUCCUAAUAAUCAUAAUGUUGUAUAUAAGAUGUGCUAUAUUAAUAAUGAUUAACAUAACAAGUUUUUGAGGAUUCUCCGCAGUCUAUACGACCCGGUGUUCCGUCAUUAGCGAUCAUAAAUAGAUUAUUGACGUCUCGUAUAUACCUAUACAGAAGGUCUUGGUCGUUCAUAAUAUAAUAUGUAUAAUACACCUCCACCAUAAAAAUAAUAGAUAAUGUUUUAUUAGACGUGUUCUGGCGAUGCAGUUUUGAGCAACCUUAUUACCGGUUCAGCGAAACAAACCGUUCCGUAUUAUAUAUAGUAUAUAAUACAAAACCUCUUGGCUAUAUUGCGGCCGAAAUGCAAACGUCGCAGCAAACUGUUUACCGAAAACUGCGUUGCCGUAAAUAAAUUAUUAUUAACCCCGUAAAUCUAUUAUCGUUUUGUGUAUAUUCAAAUGCGCAUAAUAAACAAAUAUGUUUGAUGGAAGACCGGAAGGAAGUCGACGAUUUUUUUCGUGUAUAUUGCGUGUGCUCGCAGUGUAUAUGUAUACAUCACGGUGCAAUGCAUUUAACGAGAUAAACUCUUUAAAAGAAAAAAAAAACUCUCCUUAUAUUUUCAAGUGUGUUAUGAUAUCAUUGAAAUAUUGCCAGCUAUUGACGUAGUUUUUAUUUAUUAAAAUGUUCAAACAAUAAAUUACAGUACGCUUCUUACGACUAUAUCGCACUAACCUAACUUAACGCAUAAAAUAUUAUCGUUUAUCGGCGAAAAAUGAUAAAAAUAGACGAUUUGUUGCAACGUCAUAACACCUACUCUAUAAAUCAUACGGAUAUAAAUUUAAAAUAAUAUUCGAAUAAUAAGUACGACUACGUGUUGUUAAGGAUAAAGUGUUCCAUUUAACAUUAUACCUAUUGCAAUAUUGUACGUAUUGUUUUCUAGCGGAAAUAUUAUUCUUUAAUUGCCAUAAUAUAUUCGUUUCCUGUUCAGUAAUCUUUUGUACGUUCAAUGUGAUUAAAAUUAAAAUCCUAAUUUUUAAUUUUCUAUAGUCGGAAACAAAAUAUUCGUCUGAAAAAUAUAUCAAUUUCCGUUUAUAAAUUAGGAAAUUUGAAUUCCGGAAUAAAAUAUAAAAAGAACCGCUUAUACUUAUGACAGGUGUUCUACUGUUCUAGGUGAGUAUGUAGGAUACAUAUUAUUGCACAAUAAUUUAAUUUAAAUCUGUAUGCAACGAUAAAUCAUUACAAACGAAAUACGAUUCUGAGCUAAGUUCGGUUAAACGUCUUUUGAAAUCUCUUGUCUAGAAAAGGCUCAUUUAAGUAACCUGUGAAAAUUUCGAAACUUUUAUCGUCGUAAAUCGUUCCUUCCCAAUUAUUUAGAAAAUUUCAUGCAAUUCGAAUUAGGCGGAGGAAAAUUAGCGACGGAUCUCUGCUGCUUACGGAUGUUUUUUUUCCUGCGUUUAACAAUCAUUUGAACACUUAAAAUAACAUUUGCUAGUUUACGCCACGAUGAAAUUCAUUCUAAUCGUACGUGUUCCAAUACUGUAGUAAAAAUUGUAUGACGCAAUAGUACGAUGAUAAUAAUUCCUAAUAAUAUAACGACAAACAAACAAUACUACGAUGUAUUGCAUUACGAAACCGUAUAAUCUAUUGUAAAAACAUUAGUAUUAUUAUUAAACGCUCAUCGGCAUCCCUAGCUAAAAUACAAAUAUCGCUCUAUAUAAAUAAUUCAUAUAAUGAUUCCCCUUUAAGCUCUCCUUUGAACCAAAUGUUUAAACAUGUCGCACGUAUUCGCGUGUAAACCGAAAAUAAUUAGACGAUUAAAAACAAAACAAAACAAUUAAAUAAAUAAAUGAACGUGAAUAUUUUACGAUUGAAUGUAUUACAGAUUCGGAUCAAUUGUUGUGGAGCAUGCGGACGCCGUGCCAAAAGGAUAUCGAGGCCACGAGGGAAAUGCUAGCGUUAGUCGGUUCGAAAAGGUAUCAGGACAUGUUUAACGAUCAGUGUACGGUAAAAAUUCGGGUCUGGAAACGGAUAUGCGAAGAGCUGAUGUCCAAGGGCUACCGGAUCGCGGACUCCAUAAACGAGGGCGGUAUCAAAUGCCACCAAAAGUGGCGGAACCUGGAGAAGUCGUACCGGAAUUACUUGAUUAGCGCGACGGACCCGAGUAACACGGCGCCGAAGAAACCACCGCCGUAUUUCGAGGCGCUACACGAGAUACUGAAGCGGAAGAAGAAGUACGCGAACGCUUCCGCGUACGCGCACACGCUGAUGAUGGACGAGCAAGACAUAGUCGAUUCGGAAGAGCACGGCAGCGACCACGACGACAGUACCGUGAGGUUCCCGCACCAAGUCAACAACUCCAACCAGAUCGAAAACUACGUGGAAGACGGUGACGGGACGAACGACGACCACUGUUACGUGGUCAACAGUUCGGGUCACGUGUCCAAGCGGUUGAAAGUGGAUCCGUUGGCCGUGUGCACGACCGGCAGCGCCGUGAGCAGCAUUUCCACGACGACGUCGCCCCGAGCCAAGAAUCUCGUCCCGUCAUCGAAGCAGCAGCAGAAUCUGCCGGACGCUCUCGAACACAUACUCGAACAGAUGGUCCGGUUGCACAGAGACACGUUGUCCGUGCACCAGCGGCACUUCAACCGGGUCGAGAAGCUGAUGAAAGAUAACGCUGCGCAAACGCGCCGGCUGGCCGACGUCAUGGGCCAAUUGUUACACAACAGCCGGAUCGAAGAAUCCGGCGGCGGCGGUGCCGACAAGAACAACAAGCCGAGCGCAAUAAACGCGCCGGAACCCGAAUGACCCGGACCGUUGGCCAUCCGUCGCCGUAAUCCGCGCCGUCGUUGAUAAGGCCCUGCCCGGUUUCUCCCGAAAGUCGUACACUUUCCCACCCGCGGUGUUCGUAGACUAAAUACAACAUUAUUUACCAUACUUUGUUAAGUUAGAAUAUAGUACGUAGUCGUUAUAAUAUCUUGCAUAAUACGCCAAAUACUAACAUAUAAAAAGAUUUUAUUUUUUUUUUUUUCGUUUUUCCUUGUAAUUUCUAAGUUGAUACCAUUAUAUAUUACGUUUAUAUUAAUAUUAUAUUCAACGUAUAGGUAGGUAUAUAUUAUUAUGUAUCGUCCACAACUAACCGCGUUUGUAUUUUUAUUAUAUUAUAUACAUUUUUUCCCCACCACCCCGCCAAUUUUUUGUUUGUUGAACGGCCACUAUCGGUUUUCCGUAUUAACCACCGUAUACAUUUUAUAAUAAUCUCUAGCGGCCGCUGCAGUUUUUGAAAAGCGUUUAAUUUUGCGUCGCGACGCCGAUAAAUCCGUGAUAUUGUUUUUGUUUGAAAUGAUGACGUGUUUCUUGUGUACUCACUUUUUUCGAAAUUUUAAUGCAAAUAAAAUAAAAAGGU